GUUUGUCCACCUUUGGUCCCCACCCUGCACUCAGCUCUCCCCUGUGGCUCCUAGAAGCUGUUGGUAUGUGACAGCAGCCACACCCUGGGAAUGGCUAUGACUGGCUAGCUAAACCAGGUGAGGGUAUCUGGUGGGUCUCAGCAUACAGUUUAACACCCCAAACUCAUAACAAUACAAUACUAAGAUUUUACUUGGUGAGUCACUUAUGGUGACUUUACUGCUUUAUUGCUUCCAGUCUCUAAUCUAGAGGUGGGAGAAGAAACUAGUACCUAAGCUUGUUUGUUUGUUUUUCUUCUGCUCUUGAAAAUAUUCUGCAAAUAAUUUUUUUAAUAAUGCACAGUACAAAUACAGAUGGCAGUAUUCUUCGCAGUUCUUUGUCAGCAGCAGACUUUGAUAUUAUUUGGGGUGUGUCUGUUUGGAAGGACAGUUUCUUAACAUGUGGCUGUCAUUUUUUCCUAACUACUAUUCAAGAAUGAUGUCCUCUCCAGCUGUGGUCAGACCAGUAUAGUAUGGUAUGUUCUUCAGAUGUAGUAUACAUGUUUGAUAUUCAAUAUGCAUGCCCACACAAGACUGAUACUUUGUCAGAUGUAGACAUAAACUGAUAUCAGUUUUUCCUUCAGUGCACUGCUUAUAAAACUUUGAUGUUGUUAAUGCCCAUCUACUGUAAGUACUUGCCUAUUUGCCUGUGCUUGAAUGUCUUUCUUUCAUGAAUUCCCUUAUCACACUCCACUGAAAAGUGUUUUUCAGCUUUUAGCAAGCAUUCAAGCUGAAGCUUUGCUCUUUCAUUAGUCAGACCAGAAAUAUGGGUGUUUUGGUCCAAGGUGGGCUCCUUCACAGCACCUCAGAAUGUUGUAAAUGAUUCCUUGAUGUUAGAGAAAGUUGGGUGGCCAUCUCUCAGGCAUGCAUUGUGUUCAGUGCAGCUGUCCGGGUUAUCUUGUGCCCUAGGCAAGGCUAAGCGCUUGCAUCCUACCUUAAAAUAAUUCUAUCUUCAAUUUUCAAAAAGAGAUACCUUGUAGGGGUGUGUGUGAAAAGCACAAAACUUGAAACUGCUAAAUUUCAUUUAAAUUGCAAUUAAAUUAUCUUUCUCAAAUGCAGAAGAAGAUGUUUUAGCACACAAAUCUUUUUGAAUAAUCUUGUCUCUAAAAAGUUUCAAUUUUAGGCACAUCAAAAUAUCACUUUGCAUGCCUUUUCCUUUGCUAAUUUGGCCACCAGUUCCUUCAGGUCAAGGGUUGAUGCUUGAGCAUGUUCAAAUGAUAUAACUGACAAACCAAGUAGUCUGUUUUGAAACAUUGUUGAGCAUAUGUAAGUUCUUAUAAGUUUGCACUUUCAGAAACUGCGGUUACCACAUGCCACUGAUACUGGAAGUGUUUAGAAGGACCCUUAGAGCAACAGAAACAUUAGGCACAUUAUCCAGGAAUUUUUGUUGUCAUAUGAAGAGAAAUACUCCUUGUGGUGGCAUAAACUUUGGAAGUCCUUGAGCUAUUGCUGUAAGUUCACAGCACAGAUCUUGAGCAUCAACAUAUUUGUUUCCAUUGUGCAUUAAGGUCCUUUCCAACUGUAUGUCAGCCUAUAUAGCUCGGUUGGUUAGAGCAUGGUGCUGAUAAUGCCAAGGUUGCAAGUUUGACCCCUGUAUGGGAGAGCUUCCUAUUCCUGCACUGCAGGGGGUUGGACUAGAUGAUCCCUUCCAACUCUAUGAUUCUUGAUAACAUUUGGUUUUGCACUCAAGCAACAGCAUUGUGUCAGUGACUUGGGCCUAGAAGAGACACGUUGUUUUCAGUUCAGUGCCAGGACUCAAGUCACGUACUACAGGUAUGAAGAAUCAAGAAUGCCUGAGUUUGUGCAGAGUAUAGGCAGGUUUUUAUUUUAAUUUUCCACCACACCUAAUUCUUAGUGUUGAGGCUCGGGAGCAGGUGAAGCAACAGCAGAGACUGAGUGCCUCAUAAAGAAACAUUUUUUAUUAAUCAGGCAUGACUCCUGGUAACUGGAGUAAUAUUGUGAUGAGUACAGAGUGAUGUAUUGAGGGGGUCAAGCACUUGUAAAAAACAGUAUGAAGCCAAACACUACAUUUCUUUCCCCUUCAGGGGUGUUUUGGGUUCUUUUCAGCACAGACUGCUGUAGUCAUUCUUUGUAUUUAUUGACUAGAUUCUUUUUAGGGGACCUACAAAAAAUUCUAUUUAAAAUAAAAAUAAACUAAUGUUGUAGUUGAAAUAGGUUAUACUGGGACUGUGAUCUUCUGUGUAUGUGAACAUCCUUUAGAAUGUCGCAGAGAGUUCAGAACGCACAAGAAGAGCAAGAUAUUAAAAAUGACACUUUUCAUGCUGGGCCAAGAUGACAAUUUUGCCUGGGAGAGAGUUGCUUUCAUUGACUCUAGUUGUAAUUCUACUGCAGAGGCUUCUUUUAAAGGAAGAUGAACUUUGUGCACAAUGAGUUAUCUGGAACAAUCUGAUGCCAUAUGACCUUCUGGGGUGAAGAGUUUACUUCAGGGGAGAUAUUGUUUUAUCCAGAUUAUGGGGUGCAUAACAACACCUCAAGCACUAUGCUAGCAGUUUUAGGUAAGCUGUCUUUCUGUAGAACGUACCAUAAUAAAUCUAAGUUAGCCAUGUCCAUUAACUUCAGUUGAUCUAAUCUGGACAAGAACUGAAUGCCACCCACACAUUUUAUCUCAUUUUCAAUUUUCCUUCAGCACCUUCUCUUGCAAUUUUGCCUCAGAAGAAGGAGAAUUUCCUCUACCCCCAAAUUCUUUUGAUUUCUUGCCAUUUUUACUCAGCAUACAAAAAGAUUCUGAUGCUGGCAUUAGUCCAAGCAAAAGGGGGGUGGAAUAGCAAAGGGCAGGGUAGGCUGUGGCACCAAGGCCCACUGGUGGGUCAUGUGCCCCACUGUUUCAGAAGCACAGCUGUAGCAUCAUUCAAAUGGAUUUAGAAGAAAAUGAUAUAUUCCCCCUCCCCUGAAAUGUGUGACACAGGUAAAAUGUAGAAGAGUAUUCUUAUCUUAUUAUUUUUAUUUAUUUAAUAUACUGCCUUUCAUCAGAAGAUCUCAAGGUGGUUCACAGAAUAAAAUACAGGGUAAAACACAAGUAAAUAAUGAAACCAAAACAACAAAACAAUAACGCCUCCCCCUUCCCACAGACACACUUAAAAGGCUGUAGAGUAUUAAUCAGCCCAAGGCCUGGUUGAAAAGUAGUCACUGGAGGCUUAAUACUUGUUUUACUCUUGUGGUGUCAUUGCUGCCACCAUGCCAAAUUGUUGUGAUGCAAAGCCUCUUAGGGAGCUGUGUGUGAUAUGAUUUAAGCUGUAGUGUGUAAGCAGCAAAAGUCACAUGAUGCAGGGGUACUUUAUGUGUUUUUCCUGUGGGCCGAGCUUUCAUAAGGAGUCACCUACUUCAGCGUUUGUAUGAAAUGGAUUUGUGUUGCUCUGGGAAAUGCCUGAGACAAACCGUUGAAGUAGAUUCAGAAGAAAGCAUGUCGAAGGAUGAACCAAGUUAAAAAGACAAGAAUGAAAGAUAAUGGGUGGCAUCUUGUUCUGAAACUCUAAUGCUUUCCCCCUGACAUUAAGAGGUGUCCUUGACAUUGGGUGGGAGUACAUGGAACAGUUUUAAUCUGUGAUACAGCAGUAGCUCUGUGCAAAUGGUUGAUCCAACAUGCGUAAAAGGGAUUGGGAUUUGAUCGCUUUACCCAAUUUCUCUCUACCACACCCUCAAAGUCUAUGACUGGCAGUCAAAUUUGCAUAGGUACCUUCACGCAUAAAACCCAACAGGGAUGGCUCUUGCUGCAACAUCCAGACACUUAAUUAAUGGCACCUGCUUGUAUUCAGCUGCAUGUUCAGACUCUGAAGCUGCAAUCUAUGCCCAUUUAAAUGGAUGUAAACCCAGCUGAACACUGUGAAUAUAUGCACAUGGCUGUGCUACCAAGUCCAUUCCUAUACAGUCGUACCUUGGUUCUCAAACAGAAUGAAUUCUGGGAGUCCGUUCGACUCCUGAAACUGUUCAAAAAUCAAGGCGUGGCUUCCAAGUUGCUGCAGGAGCAUCCUGCAGCCAAUCGGAAGCCACACAAGGCUUCCAAAAAUCAUUCGAAAACUGGAACACUCACUUCUGGGUUUUGAUCAUUUGGAAGCCGAUUUGUUCAGGAGCCAAGGCAUUUGGGAUCCAAGGUACGACUGUAUGUUAUUUAUACAACACAGCAUAAGUACAGAGAAUUAGGCCAUUGGUGGGUGACUGGGGGAAUCUUUGUAUGCAUUACCAGUCAGUCUUGUAAUUUAUUCUUGCGUAAUGCCAUUAGUCAUGGUGGCUAUACAGUGGUACCUUGGGUUUCAAACACCUCGGGUUACAAACACUUUGGGUUACAGACUCCACUAACCCAGAAGUAGUACCUUGGGUUAAGAAAUUUACCUCAGGAUAAGAACAGAAAUUGCACGGCGGUGGCGUGGUGGCAGCAGGAGGCCCCAUUAGCUAAAGGGGUACCUCAGGUUAAGAACAGUUUCAGGUUAAGAAUGGACGUCCGGAACGAAUUAAUUUCUUAACCAGAGGUACCACUGUAUGCUACUUCCAGAAUCAACAGAGGCAGUUCUCUGAACACUACCCACUGGAGAACAGCAGUGAGAGAGGGUGAUUACUCUCAAAUUCAGCUCUCAAAUUCAGUCUUCCCGUGGAUAUCCAGUAAUCUAUGGUGGCAAAUAGAAGGUGCUGUCUCUGACCCCUGCUGUUUCCCUCAGCAAGUUGCAGGGUGACCAUUUGCUGUGGGUUGGGGAAUGCUGCCCUAACUGUGUAGGUUCCCCACACAAAGAGGAGCUCUGGGAAAUCAGGAUUAUAUGUGGUGAGGGAAGGCCCCGUGAAUAGGAAAAGGCCACAACUUGUAGCAGGUGAGGGAGGGGCCAAAGCUUAAGGUAUUCACUUCUACUCCCAUGUUCUACUAUUGUGAGUCCAAGUGGAGCAGCUGUUGCUGUCCGAUGAGGAAGUUGAGAAGCAGAGCAUGGAAGGCACCACAUGUGGGGAGCAGGCUGAGAGGGAGGAUGUGGCCUCCUGUGCAUUUAGAUGUUGGGAAAAUGUAGGCAGUCCUACAUUAGCUGCCUAUCCUGCUCUAGCCAUGGAGCAGCAAGAUUCCCUAGCAAUGGACGAGGGUUUUAACCUGCCAGGAGGGGAGUCUGGGCAGCUGGAGCAACAGCUUGGGGGACUGACCUCCAUCCCAUCAUUGAAAACUCAGGGCUGCCUCUGCUAUUGGUAACAGAUACAUGCUCUUCAUAGAAGCUUGUUCCUCCAAGUGUGUCAGCCUCACAGGGAGAGCACGCCACAGCUGAACUCAAAAUCUGACAGGGACGUGUGACCAUUUGUUGGAACAUCUUUGCAGCUUUCAUCUAGUUUUAGAUCCCUGAUGCUGAUCUUAAAUUCUCUAGCUGUGCUUUUGGGAAUCUGUACCCAUAGCCUGACCUGUGCCAUUGUAAGCCUUAAAUAACGCUUUCCUCCUUACUCUCAUGUAAGAACCUCUGUUGUUGCAUUUGGGCCACUUACUCAUGAGUUGAACUCCUGAAUAGGGUUUAUAUCCCAUGGAAAUAUAUUUCACAAUGGGAGUCAUUCACUUACUGGGCAUCCCAGAUGAAAUAUAUUAAAAGAGCUUUGGUACAACCUUUUUCCACUAAGCCACAACUUUGGUUUCCACUGAUAUUUGCUUAGGAUGGCAACCUUAAAAAUACUGUAUAUUCAUUUUCUCAUUUGGUGUUAUUCUGUUAAAAUAUGUUUGGUUAAUUUAGGGUAAGGGGAAAACAGUAGUACCAAUGAAAUUCUCAAUUUAGUUUUCAACAAUUAUCAUUUAAGCUCAUUCUUACAAAGACAUCAUUUUUGAAUCUCAAAAAUAUUGGAUGCUUAAGCUGAUUAAAAGUGUGGAUUUUGCUUGCUUUUAGUUUGGUGGCCACGAAGGAAACAGACAGUGCAAGAUCACGCAGCAUGCCAAUGUCUCCAUCAGAUUUCCUGGAUAAAUUAAUGGGUAGGAUGUCUGGCUACGAUGCAAGAAUAAGACCGAACUUCAAAGGUAAUGUCAUCUCCCAGGUGUCCAUUUGGGUUAUAAUGUUGCUUGAAUUGUUUUAGAAGCAAGAAAAAUGUUUGGCUCAUAAUUGAGAAUAUGGUUUUGAUCAUUCACACUUCAGCAAUCUUUUCUUUUUUAAAACAACUACAUGUUCUUCUGCUGGUUCAAACUUCUAGAGCAAUGCCCACCAUUCCUAAAGGAGGGAGACGAGAAUUCCUGGAGAACAGGCGAAGUCCCGGCAGACUGGAGGAGGGCAAAUGUUGUCCCUAUUUUCAAAAAGGGGAAAAGAGAGGACCCAAAUAAUUACCGCCCAGUCAGUCUGACAUCAAUACCAGGGAAGAUUCUGGAGCAGAUCAUUAAGCAAACAGUCUGUGAGCACCUAGAAAGGAAUGCUGUGAUCACCAAUAGUCAGCAUGGAUUUCUGAAAAAUAAGUCAUGUCAGACUAACCUGACCUCGUUUUUUGACAGAAUUACAAGCCUGGUAGAUGAAGGGAACGCAGUGGAUGUAGCCUACCUUGAUUUCAGCAAGGCAUUUGACAAGGUGCCCCAUGAUAUUCUUGUAAAGAAGCUGGUAAAAUGCGGUCUUGACUAUGCUACCACUCAGUGGAUUUGUAACUGGCUGACUGACCGAACCCAAAGGGUGCUCAUCAAUGGUUCCUCUUCAUCCUGGAGAAGAGUGACUAGUGGGGUGCCACAGGGUUCUGUCUUGGGCCCGGUCUUAUUCAACAUCUUUAUCAACGACUUGGAUGAUGGACUCAAGGGCAUCCUGAUCAAAUUUGCAGAUGACACCAAACUGGGAGGGGUGGCUAACACCCCAGAGGACAGGAUCACACUUCAAAACAACCUUGACAGAUUAGAGAACUGGGCAAAAACAAACAAGAUGAAUUUUAACAGGGAGAAAUGUAAAGUAUUUCACUUGGGCAAAAAGAAAUGAGAGGCACAAAUACAAGAUGGGUGACACCUGGCUUGAGAGCAGUACAUGUGAAAAGGAUCUAGGAGUCUUGGUUGACCACAAACUUGACAUGAGCCAACAGUGUGACGCGGCAGCUAAAAAGCCAAUGCAAUUCUGGGCCUCAUCAAUAGGAGUAUAGCAUCUAGAUCAAGGGAAGUAAUAGUGCCACUGUAUUCUGCUCUGGUCAGACCUCACCUGGAGUACUGUAUCCAGUUCUGGGCACCACAGUUCAAGAAGGACACUGACAAACUGGAACGUGUCCAGAGGAGACGUUCAAAAUGGUCAAAGGCCUGGAAACGAUGCCUUAUGAGGAACGGCUAAGGGAGCUGGGCAUGUUUAGCCUGGAGAAGAGGAGGUUAAGGGGUGAUAUGAUAGCCAUGUUCAAAUAUAUAAAAGGAUGUCACAUAGAGGAGGGAGAAAGGUUGUUUUCUGCUGCUCCAGAGAAGUGGACACGGAGCAAUGGAUCCAAACUACAAGAAAGAAGAUUGCACCUAAACAUUAGGAAGAACUUCCUGACAGUAAGAGCUGUUCGACAGUGGAAUUUGCUGCCAAGGAGUGUGGUGGAGUCUCCUUCUUUGGAGGUCUUUAAGCAGAGGCUUGACAACCAUAUGUCAGGAGUGCUCUGAUGGUGUUUCCUGCUUGGCAGGGGGUUGGACUCGAUGGCCCUUGUGGUCUCUUCCAACUCUAUUAUUCUAUGAUUCUAUGAUUCUACGACCACAUGGGUUUCAGAUGGCUCAGCCAUAGCUGAUCCUGGCUCUGUCCUUGUAUUGGAAUCUUUUUCAAUAGUGAUGUGUAUGAAUAAGUCAAUUGUGUGGGUCUUUCACACACAAUAAUCACCUAAUUGGGAAAGACACACACAGUUUGUCCUGCUCACAUGAUUCCAGUAUUCGUGUCCAGUAUUUGUGUUCAUACCACCCCAGUGGAGGACUGCAUCAUGCAAUUAUAUGUGGGUGGAAAAUAUGAAACCCUAUGACCCAUGUGUAUGGAUUGGCUGGGUGCCUGGAUUCAAAAUGCAGGAGAGAGCCUUCAGUAGCAAAGUUUAAACUCAGAAUAAUGUGGGAAUGUAGGUUGCUAGACCAUAUUAUCCCAUUUGCUUGCAUACGGUGCUCCCCUCUUCCUAGAUAUUCUCUUUCACACAAAAUGGUUUCCAUCGGGAGGUUUAUUUAAAUCAUUCCCCAUGGUGACUUGGACCACAUAGUAAGCUAUCAGUGUUCUCAAUGUCCUCGAAACCUUAAACCCAAACAUGUGCAGAGGAGCAGCCUGAAUUCCUUCAUCUGCAUAGCAACUCAGCGAACCACUUCACGCAAACAGCUUCCUAGCCAUAGGGAACCAUUUAAUUCUGCCUCCAUGGGCAGCUGUUCCAUAUGUGCUGAGCCUUGUGUGCUUGGGUUUUUUGCUUGGUGAGAGAAAAAAGAAGGUUGCUAUAUAAGUGAACUUGCACAGUUACAUAAGAUAUGCACUUCUAAUAUUACUUUCCUGAUGUUGUGCUGGUAUCAUCUUCCUAAUUACUCUCUCUCCCCCACUGCCACUGCUUUGCAGCCGAAGCUGUUCUCGUUUACUUACCAUAGUUAUUCCCAUUAGCACAUAAACUUCAAGUUCAAUCUACCUUAGCUACGCUGCACAGAAGAUGACUUCAGGCAAAUAAUAGGAGCCAUCCAAUCUCUUUCCACUUUUUAUUGGAAUCUUUUAAAGAUCUCCAGGGGAAAGCAUUAGUAGAAAGCUGAAGGCAUGGAGGGUCAUUUGGAGAUUGGAUAGUGGAGCUUAUUAUAGACAGCAGGAGGUCAUGCCAACUGUGGAAUAGGGCAGAUGUUGAGCACGUAGUGAAUUCUUCUGCAACAUGUAUUCUAAAUAUCAAAAGCCUUAUUUUGUAAUUGCUGGAAUACAGAAGGGACACAAGUCUAAUUUGGCAUUUUUCUCUUUCUUAAAAGCGUACUUUGCAAAAAAAUAAAAUAAAUCUGAACUAUUAUGCGGUAGUUAGUUUUAAUGUUUUUAAGUCCUGUCCUUCUGCCACAGAGUGGCUUAACAGAAACAUAAAACUGAAACAAUCAUGCUAUAAAAAUAUCAAUAAAAUCGCAAGAUUGCAAUUAAAAUACUAAAGCACUAAGUAAUAUCUGUAAAAUCAUAGCCCAGAAACAAUACAAUUCAUGUUCCAAAAGCAAAGAUAAACAGGAAGAUGUCAGUUGCAGGAAUACCUGCAAGGAGAGGUUCAGACAUAUUGUUCAGAUAAGCAUCCUCUUUGCUGAGUUUUUGGUUUGUGUGUGUUUCUAUACUGUGGGAGAAAAUAUUGCCAAAUAGAAUUUCGUAUUAUUUUGGACUCUGCACCUAAAGCCAACCAAUGACUUAGCAUGAAUGCUCAAAUGUCCUGGCUCCUGAGGCAGCCACAUUGCUUCUCGCCAGGAAUAGGAAGAAUUUCAAUUCAGUUAUAAUUUAAAGGUGAACCUACCUAAUUCACACUUUUUUAAACAAGGCACAACACCCCUUGAACUUCACACUAUUCCAAAUUCCACAGUGCUGUUUUCCAGCCAGGUAGCAUGUAUAAGAAUGCAUAUACUAGGGUAAAGUGUGCAUAAAAAUGCAGAUAUUAAUGAAAACAUGGUACAAAAAUGCAUUCUGUUAAGAGAAACUGCAUUGAAAAAUGUGUAUAUAAGGAAAACUGCAGACAAAAAUGUGUAUAUUAGGAGAAAAUCACACUAAAAGGCUGAAUUAUCAUGAAGGGGUUUGUUUCUUCCCCCAAAAUUCUGCAAAAUGAUGUGGAAAUGUGGAAAACAACAUAUGUGGGGAAAACGAGAAACUAAGGGCUUACCCAUAUCUCUGUGUGCCCCACUGUUUUCACUGUGGGGAGACCAGCAGUUUAGUGCUAAAUUGGAACAAACAGCAAUUGGCUUUUCCAUGGAUGGCCGUUGGUUCUGACUUAGGGCUAAAGAGUGUGUUUUCUGGGGGAAAGUGGUGGGCAAAACCUCUUGGAACCAUGCCUAGAAAAGUACAGGACUAGCAAAAAACUGCUCAGAUCUGUGCUUUCUAGGCACAGGAAAAGAAAGAGUGUGGAUGAGGCCUGAUAGAAACCAAAAUUGGCAGAAUUUCACAUUCCUUCUCCUCCCCGGGCUUUUUAGCUCAGUAUGGCGCAUCAACUAUUCCAAAGUUUGGAUUAGGAUGUAAUCUGAACUUGAGGUUGCAGUUAAGGUCUCUCCUCCUUACAAACUGUAUGCUCACAAACUGUAAGCAUGGAACAAACCUUGGCUAUAGGUCAUGGUUAAGGUGGAGAGACCUUAGCUGUGAUUACUGGUUUGAAAGACUCAUAAUGAGCUAAGAACAGCCAAUGGCCCAUCUGGUCCAGCAUAUUGUCCUCACAGCGGCCAACCGUGUGGGAAAUGAGGAGGGCAGAACAGGAGCACAAGAGCACUCUGCCCUCCUGUGGUUCCCAGCAACUGGUAUUCAGCAGCAUUGCUGCCUCCAACUGUGGAGGUGGCGCAUAGCCAUCAUGGCUUGUAGCCAUUGAUAGCUCUCUCUCUCUCCUCCAUGAAUUUGUCUAAUCCUCUUUCAAAACCAUCUAAAUCAGUGGCCAUCACUGCCUCCUGGAGACCAAGUUGCAUAGUUUGACUGUGCACUGCAUGAAGUAGAGGUUUCUUUUAUCCAUCCUAAAUCUUCUACACACUCUGCCACACUUCACUUAGCUUAAAAAAACCCACAGAGGGGCAUAGUAGGUGCAAAUUGUUCUCUGGGACUUCUCACAUUCAAGUGGUCAUGGUAAACCAUAGCCUAAUGCAAAAUCAUUUAAAAAGCAAACUCUAUUGUAGAGUAUAAUUGGUGCUUGAUAGACACCAUUCCAUCAGCUUUACAUCUGAAAAAGCUUUGCCAUGUAUGGACUGCAUACUUUGGAGAGGGGGUAUGGAGGUUCUUUCUAGGAUGCUUCAAGCACUUUCUGGCAGGCAAAUUAUUAUUUCAAUUAUUGAUUGUCAAGCACAUUGUUUUCUUACUACUGGCUUCUGUGCAGGAAAGCAUUAACAGUGACACAACCGCUUAUCCCUUAUGACAGUCUAGCUCAUUAUAAAUAAAUCAAAAAAACUUUUGUUUUUUAGCCUGUAGCAAAAUGGUGGCAAAGCAUCAUUGUAAUCUUCCAGUGAUUCAAUUGCUUUAUGCAUUCAGACACAACACUAUAGUUCUUCAUAGUGGUUUUUAAUGGUUGUUUUCUACCUUGCAUGUUAAUUAUUAUUGUUAUCCAAGAAGGACCUUAGAUUUAGUUUAAUUUUCCUGGAAUUAGAUAUGAAUGGAAAUUAUUAAAAUGCACUAAUAUCCUCCUUUUGUUAUAACUACUUUGGAUAAUAUAUAAUUAUUCCCAUUUUACAGAUGUGUAUCUAAGUCUGGGAUAUCCAAGUCCACUUGGUAGUUGAUGGUGGGAGAGGAAUUCAAACAUUCUAGGUUAACAUUCAGUAGACUAAUACAAGUUGCCCCUCAUGAUUAAAAUUCAAGUUAAACUAUCCAAACAUUUAUUCCCUGAAUAACAGACAGAAACUUAGAUAUGUUGCAGAGCAGGAGAAAGAGAGAGAGAGAGAGAGAGAGAGAGAGAGAGAGAGAGAAACAUUGGCUGCAUUCACAUGACAGUUUAUUAUAUUUCCCAUUUAUGAAUUUCACCUUUAGCCCCACAAGUGCACCCAGUGCAUGUUAGAAGAAAAGAGGGAAAGUACAACAAAACUGGCCUGUUACUAUAUAUAUAAAAGAGAGGAGGCUACACCAACUACAGUGCCAAUAACCAAGUACUAAUGAGUCUCAAAAGACACCUUAUUUGAUUUUUUUUAAAAAGGAGAUCACAUAUGUACACUAUACAAAAGAAUAUAAGCCUCACCACCCCACCCCUCCUUCCCCCCCCCUUCUUCCCCAACCUUAUACAGUGGUACCUCGGGUUACAUACGCUUCAGGUUACAUACGCUUCAGGUUACAGACUCCGCUAAAGGAGAAAUAGUUCUUCAGGUUAAGAACUUUGCUUCAGGAUGAGAACAGAAAUCGUGCUCCGGCGGUGCGGCGGCAGCAGGAGGCCCCAUUAGCUAAAGUGGUGCUCCAGGUUAAGAACAGUUUCAGGUUAAGUACGGACCUCCGGAACAAAUUAAGUACUUAACCCGAGGUACCACUGUACUGUACUUAACACUAAUGUCUCACAACAAAUGUAACUGAUUUGUAAGAACGACUGCAUAACCUGAAAAAAGGGACAGGGCAUGUACUUUCAUAAACCAAGAAAAUAUUUAAUAAGAAUAAUUUUUUAAAAAGGAGAUCAUUACUUCUGCAAAAAGCACUUUUCCUGUCAGAAGAAUAAUCCAUUAUUUCUUACAUCAGCCAUACAAAAGCUGCAUUUCAGACAUAACAAGCACUGAUUGAAUGAUUUUAUUCCGAAAUUUAAUCCCUUUAUGCAACAAUUCUGAAUUGCUCCAUCUCUUCAGCAGUGCAGUGUGAAUGCACUCCUGAGUGUUGGGUUUGAGGGGCAUCUCAUCCUCGCAGUACCCACAUGAAGGAAGGGCAUGUCUGUGAGCAGAACCACGUGUGUUUAUUAUUAGUAAUAAUAAUUAAUCACUUUACUAACAGAAAUGGCUCAAACAGUGCUUUUUUAAAAGAAAAAAAGGUGCUGGUACUCACCAUGAAGUUGUUACAGUAAAUGACACACUUUUAACAUUGGGGGAGAGGGGAGAAGGUGCCAGUACUUGAGUAUCCCCAGAAAAAAAUCACUGGACUCAAAGCAACAGUUCUCCUAGUUCAGGGAUGGAAAACCUCUAGCGAUCCAGUGCCCAGUUAUCCGUUGGCCAUUGACCAUGCUGGCUGGGUCUCAUUUAUUUAUUUAGUUAGAAGAUUCCAUGCCCACGCUUUGCCGCAAGGUCCCAGAGCAGGAUAGAACAACGGAGUGCACAUGGAUAGAAACCAUUACAACUAUCAAACCAAUCCCAAUGGAACAAAAGAGUACAAAUUCAGCAAAUACCUUAGCUGUCAAGGCUGUGGUAAAGAGGUGCAUCUUCAGCACAUGGCUAAAGGAACGCAGUAAAGUUGCUAGGCACCCCUCUGUGAGCACCAGAGUCCAACAAUGCCUGGAGGUCCACAGGUUCCCCAUCCUCACUAGUGGAUCUCCCAGCAAAGAAUAGAAAAAUCCAGUGAUAUACAUUCAAAUGCAUGUGAAACAAAGGGCUACACAACCAGUGUUCAGAAUGGGGUGUGGGGGUUUUGUGUGUGUUUUUUGGACCUCUGCAAAUGUUGGAUGUUGAGGCAGGAAACAUGUCUAGACUGCCUUUGACAGAUACCUGAGGGAGUGUGUCCCUUUUCUUCUACUUGACAACCCUGUCUAACUUGUCAGGGCAGUAAAAUGUGAUUUGAUUUAACUUAAAGGAAUAGAUCUGUUGAAACAGUGUCACUUUCAGUCAUUGCACCGAAAGGCUGCAGUGUACAUUGUUCCACUGAAAGUGACAAGCAUACUGCCCAUUAUUAUAGGACUCAUAGCAGGCACUUAGCUGAUCGUUCUGAUCAGCUACCAACUGGUAGCACCAGCUGGAUUGCUUUUUCUCCUCCAAAGGUAAACGAUUUUAGCAUCCAGUUUAAAUUAAAUUUGUGCAACUGUGCAAUAGGUGUUGGAAUAAUGGUAUUCCACGCGUGCAUUGGAGCAUUUAAUCACCUUCCUUCUGGCAACAACCUUUUCUUCUUCCCACUCACAAAUUGGGGGGGGGCAGCAGAAUGAGAUGCUUGAAAACCAAAAGGACAAAGAUUGUGACACCACCAUGCAUGUAAGCAGAGCCAAGGAUUUUAGGAGCCAGAUUAAUUCUACUCUCCGCCUGUCCUGCCCCAAAAUUUCCCGAAGCUGAUAUGAAUUCUGGGAGGGAAAGUUUGAUUGCUAGUAUCUGCUACAUGACUGUAUUUGGGGAAACUCUAAUGCACAGAAAUAGAGUUAAACCUUUGUGUGAUCCCUGCAUUGCACAACAUGACCCUUUGGACUCUUUCCAAAUCUACAAUUCUGUGAUUCUGUCAGCACAACAUGGUCCCAGUCCUGCUGUUGAGUCAGACUGUUGGCUCAACUAGUUCAUUCUUGCCCAUACUGACAGCAGCUGUCCUUGAACUCCAUUCAGGAGCCCUUUUCAGCUUCUCAGAGAUACCAGUGACCGAACCUGGGACUUUCUGCAUCUACUCACCCACAUGCCUUUUCUCCAAACAUCUGGCCUUCAGAUGAACUUUGCGUACGCUCUCAAGGUCUCUGGAUGGCAGCCUAUUGUGGAUUACAGAAAAAAAGAUGUUGUGGAACAAUCUCCACUCCAGUUCUGCAAGGGAAUGAAAGUAAGCCCAUCCUAUCCCAUUUGUCUGUGGCGUUUUAAGGGGAAAUUCUUUAAAAUGCACAUAGAAAUGGAAAGGUACUCAAAGAAAAGGAUAUAUGAAAGGUGGUCUUAGGGCUGCAGUACUACCUCCAUUUCUCUUAGCUCAUGCAUAGAAAAGCUCAUGCAUGGGGCCAAUUUCUGCCCUCCAAGCCUGCCCCUCAGAGGCCACACAUUCUCUCAAGUAAUGAUCCUUACCCCACCGCAACCCCUGCUUUGCCUUCUCCUGACAAUGUCUCUUUCUUGCUUGGAUGGUGGUCAGAGUGGGUGGGUGUGUAGAAACUAGCGUAUGUGCAAAGAUAAGCAUCACCUUCAUUGUUCUGUCUCCUUUUGCCAUGGCAUGUGGUCCCCCAAAAGGUUGUCCAGAAGAGAAUGUGGACCUUGGGAUAAAAAAAGGUUUGCCAUCCCUGGUUUAGCAGCCACAGGUUUUGACUUGUUUGUUUGGUGUGAGCUGUAAUUUCUCCUCAUUUUGAUUUCAUUUACAGGGCCUCCGGUAAAUGUGACAUGCAACAUCUUUAUAAACAGUUUUGGAUCCAUUGCAGAAACAACCAUGGUAAGAUGUUCUUUAUCACAAACAAUUACAUUUCAAAUUAUUUAGACUGCAAUCACGUGCACACUAACCUGGAAGUAAGUCCUGCAGAUCUUACUAGCACUUACCUUUGAAUGUACUUGCAUGCAAUCCUGAUCAGUGUUCUUUAAUUGGCAGGUGGAGCCUUCUAAAAUGAAACACACUCCAUUUGUGGUUAAUCACUUGAGUGCUGAACAGGGCAUAUGCUUCCAUGUACUUGCAGAGUUCCUGCAUAAGCAUCUCCAUUCCUUCCACUGAAAAGGGCAGCUUCAUGUCUGCAUCCCUUUGCCAAGUAUGAAGGAUUAUUCUUCAUGUCAGACAUUCAAGAAAAUUUGUAUUACAAUUCCAGAACUUUGUAUUAAAAUCUAACUUCUAAAUGUGAAGGAUUGAUUUGGCUGUUGAAUGCCUUUGAAAGAAACAAACCUAUCUGGGUUUGUUUAUUUUAAAUGAAUGAUCUUUUACUUCUUUUCUGCUCUUAUGUGACCUGGUGCUCUUUUCAUCCCUUGUUUUCUACUCUGCCCUUAUUUAAUUUUCCUUCACCUUACUGCUAGGGAUGGAAGGAUCUGCCAGUUUCAGUCAUCUCAUUUUGCCAAUCUUAAAUUCAAUUCUCAGUGUUUCUGCAGCAAUUUACAAAACAAAAAAAAAAAAUCCUCACGAAAAUUCAGAGUGGAUUUCUCCUAAUAAACACAUUUUGUAUGUAGUUUUGACUAACACAUACAUUCUUGCAAGCAAUUUCUCUUACAUAAUGAAUUUUUUGUGUUACUUCCACUACUGUAUUUGUUUUUAUGUACGUUUUUAUAAACAUUGUUUGGAGAAUUGCAUUGCAACAUUCAAAGAAGGGUGAAUGUGAAUGAAAUAUUCAAUCCAUUUCAUCUUUCAAGCCUAAUUUAUCAUAUUUGCACAUUAUGAAACAAUAUGAGAACAUUCACACUUAUCUGAAUGGAAAUGAAAGAUCUACAUGUGCAGAGCUGGUCUUUACGUUGAAGUGAAUGGAUAAGUCCUUGCAUAAGAAUCCUAUCAGAACAAGGUACCACUGAAGUGGAGCAACUGAGUGGAACUAUAUUGUGGACAAAGUGGGGAAGGUCCUAGGGAAGAGAGGAAGAUGCACAGAUAUAUACAGAAGUGUUGUAUCCUGAUCAUACUGACUCCAUAGUUUCUCAGUCUUUGGCAGACCCUCCUCACACACAUUGAGAUCUUUUCAUUCCAUGGUAAGAGUCAGAAACUCACUCAUCUAAAAUGAAAGCUGCAAUUAGGUGGGUACAUGCAAUACAUAUUCAUCUCUAGGGCCUUGGCUGCAGUCAAUUAUAAAUUAUUGCAUAGGGUUUUUUUAUUUUUCACUUCUCAUAGUACAUCAUUUUCAGAACUCCCUAGUAAACUGCUGCUCUGAAUGUAGAGGAAUGCCAGGGCUCUGUAAUAGUUCACUUCUAAAUUAUGCAUUGAUGCAGCUCAAAGGAGGACUUUCUUGCGGUCAGCAAUUGUCAAAUUCUGUCAGAAUCAAAGCCAUCAUUUUGAGAAUAUGAGCAUGUUUAAAACACACAUAGCUCUAUUUGUGACCUCUCUCUUGGUUUAGCAUCUAUAUUCUUUAACUUCACUGUACCGAACAAGAAAAGCUCUUUAAAAUUAAAGUAGGGAUGUUAUGUACCUUAGUUACAGGUUAACAUCUGAUACUUCAAUAUAGCUUGGGAAUAUUUUGAUGCUGUUUUCUUGAACAAUUGGGUCACCUUUCAGAUAUUGUUUUAUUUUAUCCAUGCCACUAUUACAUUUCACUUACUGUUUUGGGUGAAGGAGAAGUUUUAAUUAAAUCACUAUCUAAAUAGUUUUCUGAAAAAAGCUUAGAAUUUAGGGGUGCAACAUUCCCCCUACAUUUUACUAUGUUCUAAGUGCACAGCAGACAAAGAUAUGAAGUGUAUGUUCUAUAUUCUGAACUAUCUAUGUUAUUUAACAUGCAUACCUCCUUCUCAAAUGUGCAUUAAUGAUAUUUCACAGGAAUCGAAGAAAUACUUUUAAAGUCCAUUUUAUUUUAAUGUAGCUUACUCUAAUAUAUGUAGACCAAAAUCUGUUAUUUCGCUGGCUUGGUCAUAAGAAAACAACCAACAGCUGAGUAAAUUCAAAACAAGGGUGUGUGUGUGUGUGUGUGUGUGUGUGUGAGUGUGAUGGUUGCUUUUAAAAAGUUAGAGAUCUUCAACAAGAAUGUCAUGCAAGCUACAUCUGAUGAAAUUCCCUCUUCUCUACAACUAAUAAUGACACAGGAGCUUUAUCCUCUUUUGCAUCAUACCCUGUCUAUAACUCUUUAAACUGUAAUGGAAACAUAGGAAACUGCCUUAUGAAGAUUCAGACCAUUGGUCCAUCUAUUUCAGCAUCAUCUACAGUGAACAGUAGUAACUCUCCAGGGUUUCAGACAGAGCUUUCUCCUAGUCCUACCUAGAAAUGCUGUUGAUUGGGUAGGUGAUCUGCAUUUAAAGAAGAUGCUCUACCACCAAGACAUGGCCCUUCCCAAAUGGCUCACGCUUGAUUCUGUUACAUUAAGUGAAAAAGGGAAGGUGAAUGUGAAGGGAAAUUUCUAAACACAACAGAAAUGUGCUUGGUCAGUUAUAGUUUCUAAGCAUAGAUCACCUCAUGCCCAGUUGUCUCCCAUUUAUCAAAGAAUGCUAGAAGCUAAUGUAGAAAACAUAGUAACGGAGCAAAUGAAGGAGAGGAAAUGUACAUGCAAAAUAAAUUCUUUAAAUUAAAUUUUAGGAUGGUGACAGUAUCCAAGUAGGCUGAGCUUUAUUAAGUUACCACCCACCCACCCCCCGCCUGCAUAUGGUACUACUACUUCAUAUACUCCAAGAGAGGAUGGGACUGCUUUGCCUCUUCAGCUGGUCUCUCCUUUCCAUCAAACUUGGAAUAAAAAUGCAAGAGCUGGUGGUCACAGCUGCAUUCCUCCCCCUUGCUUGUGGGGAGGGGUUACAGAGGCAUCCUGAAUUGUAGCCUGAUAGCACUGUUUGCCUGUCACCAGCCAAGAGUACUAAUGAAUGAGAGCAGAAGGUGGCUAGCCUAUAGCCACUGGGUGACAUUUUUGGACUCCAGGUCCCAUCAGCCCCAGCCACCAUGGCCAGAAAUCAGGGACAAUGGGAGUUGCAGGUCUAACACCCCCUGUAGGAACACAAUUUUCCUACCCAUGAACUAGGCAGCUCAGAACACUGUACAAAAAAGAAAAGUGGGGGGAAUCAAAUACAAAGGCACCAUUCUAUGUAACCACACACUUGCCACAUCACCAUGCUUGCCUAAUGGCCAAACUGCACAUAGAGGAUUUCAAGGAACGUCCAGGCAGCCCAAAAUUAUCACCUACCUAUAAUUUUAGACCCCUUCAGUGGGUUUGCCCUCCUGGAAUCAAGUUAGUUGGGAGAGUUAACCAUUCCUGAAGUAUCCCCACCCAUUUGUGGAAACUACAAUCAGGGCCUUAAAAUGCUUUAAAGAUGUUACCAUCUUAGGAAGUUCUUUCAAACAGGAUCUUACCUGGAAGCCUCUCAUCAGCUUCUUAGAGAAUUCUUGGGUCUGGCAUCCAUCUGUCCCAGGAUACUAUGGAGAAAUGCGCCUUUGGGGGUGAAGUCAUACUGUUAGAAGUCUGCAACACCUGCUGUGGCUGUAGAGACAGAUAUGAGAGAGACAUAUAUACACUAAUAAUGUUUGUGCUAUAUGGUUCUUUGUACGUCUUGCUGGGAUGUAUGUUUUGAAACUGUAAUGAUUUUUUUGCCUAUUUUAUUGUAGACUCCUCUUCUCGUUAUCAAUAUAUUGUGCCCUUCGGCAUUUUUCGUGGUUGUUACAUGUCACAUUGGGUUAGAAGGAGAGGAGGCAGGAACCUCCCAUUCUUCAGGAAGUCUUUCUUUAGAUCCUGCCAGUGACCCUUGCCAUAGUUCUGCGACGAUCUCCCGAAAUGUGAGAGAUUGUGCCUCGUUGUUUUUAAGCUGCUUAACAGAAUACUACAGCACUUCUGAAAUAAGCAGCAGAUCCUAAGAGACUAGUAAAUGUGCCACUGUUUCAUUGACACUUGGAAAGGGAUCGAACAGCAAGCGACUUUAAUGGAGCCAAUUAUCUGUGUAAAGGAACCAUGUCUCUUGCUUAGUCCUGCCAAGCUUUUCCUCACAGGCAUUUCAAGGCUGGCUGCUAAUAAGCACAUUGACUGGACCAGGAACAGGAAGUGACUGAUCUGACUUGCAUGCUGAAGCUGGCACUAGAUCUGCUCUUUUGUGUGAGGCUGUCUAGUUGUCUUAUUCUUAGAAAACUCAGGUCAAAGAGGCUAUUAAUCUCAUAAUCAUAGAGAGAGUCAGCCUUGGAAACACAUUAUUCACAUUUUGAAGAAGAACUAGGAAAUUAGGCUUGCAUGCUAACUCACUUCUGGCAGGUUCCAUGUACCUUGCUGUGUGACAAAUAAAAACUCAACAAGUGGAACUUUCACUCCCAGUGUUUCAUACUGAGAAAAUAGACUUAAAGACACAGGGAGAUGAUUGCCAGCAGUGCCUAGCCUGAACAGCAAAAAUGACAAUUAUUGUUUGGAUGUGACAACCUCAGCUGUCCCAACUCCAAAGCUGCUAGCCCAGCUGGCCUCCAGAAAACUCCCAAAAUUCAUGAGAAGCAAGUGUGUAGCUUUGCAUUUCAUUGACAAUCCAGGGUACAGAGAGUAUGAAUGAACAAUGUGAUGCCCUCCCAGUAAUGUGUUUGUAUUCCAGCCCCUGUCAACCCCAGCUAUGAUCAAUGGUCAGAGAUGAUAGAGGCUGUAGAUCAGCAUCAUGUGGGGGCACCGGGUUGCAUGCUGCUGGUGUAAAAAAGAAGUGGCUACACGCCUUGUGUGUGUUCAAAAGGCAAAAUGUGGCAGACCAUACAUCACUCAUAAUGAGCAGACGAAAGUCAAUAAGACUGCUUUGAAUUAAGUGGUUGAGAACUUCCGGGUUAGCGCCUCCGGUAAUGGCUGAACUCCUCUGAUCGGGAGGAAUUUGCUUCAUUGAAAUUAGGGUCUGACCGCCACGGCGAAGGCGGGGACCCACCAAAAAUCACAGGCGGGAGAAGCCUGUGAACGUGGGAUUCGGCUGGCACCUUUUGCGCCUCCCCUACUCGUGGGGAAACCCAGUUUCGGGGAUCUGGAGCGACGUGGGGUGAGUGGCGCGGUGCUUCGAAUUGACUGCUUCUUUCACGGAGUGAAGCCGCAUUGCUGUUGCCAGAGAGCGCUGAUUUUUCCUGUGGACAAUUUGAUCUUAAAACAACUACCCGUGAGUAGAACGGAAAAUUGGAUUUUUAAACGUCUUAAUCUGGCACUGAAACGGGGAGGUUUCAAACAGGAAGUCCACCUUCCCCUUUUGUAUAUAGACUGAAGCAAAGAGGCUGCAAGCUAAAGUCUUGGAAAGCCUUUCAUAAAGGAUUAAACUUCCAGCGGCUAAAUCAUCAAACCCCCCUUGGAAGCAGGAGAAGAGGGGGGAAAUUUUAGAUCGCGUAAGCCUGCAGGAGAGAGUGAAGAAAGUUAAGUUACCACCGCUCUGAACCUGGAAACGGGCUGCCAGUAAGACUGAAGUUUUGGAUAUGCUCAUUGACUGUGAAUAGAUCGUUUGUUGACAGUAAGUUAAAGAAGAGAAAUAUAUUGUUUCCAUUGUCUCCUUCUGCGUUUAAAAAGGAGUAAAAGUAAUUGAAAAUUGAAGCUAACUUUAUUGUCUGAACUGUGCUUAAAAGGAUUGAUACAAAUAGAAAUUGUUUCCCCCUAGAGGAAGCCUUUGAAAUUGUUACAUGAGCUGAGCUGGGGAAAUUUCCACCUGCAAGAUAAAACUGUGAGAAUCUGGGAUUGACCUUGCGCCGUUAAGAAUGUUGACAGAAGAAGCCUUAGUGGUUGCAUUAUGUAAGAUUAAUGAUUCACUGGAACAGCUCCAUAAGAAGAUGGAUGCGAGGACUAUAAAAAUUGAUAACUUGGAACAAAAAGUGACUAAUUUGGCACAAAAAGUGAAUAUUAAUACAGAAAUUACUCAGGAAUCGAUACAGGGAUCUAUUUUGACAUGGCAAAUUGAGGAGAAGGCGGGGGAGAACGUGGUUGUUGUGGAACCUAAAGCUGCACAAGUGGAGAGGGAGAGAGCCCCAGCCUUACAGAUACAAUUUGAUGACUAUAAGUUGAUGCCUUUUAAGACUGAAUUUAGAGAAAGUCAGACUUUGAGGAUUGGAGCCCCGCUUGGACUGAAGAAGGAAAGUUGGAUAGAUCCCCUCAUGCAGGGAUUUAUUGACCUUUGGGACCUGGACUUGGGUCAGGAGGAGACUGGAGUUGUGGGCACCGCCAGACUUUGAGGAACUUUGAAAUACGACUGGAAAUAUCUUUUGAAUUUCAGUUUUAACUACGGAGAUUUGGCUGAUUUGUCGAGAAGGAAUAAAAACAUUGCUAGAUGGGAAUUUCCCCGAGAUCUACUUUUCAGCAUCAAAGGAAGGAAAAUAAGAACAAGAUCAGGAGAAGACAAAGUAAAGUGCAUGUAUAAAUAUGAAGAAGACUUGCAGAAGGGACUUGGAAAAGAGUUAAGAGCCUCGGAUAGAAGAUCACCAGGUUGAUGGACUAUAUGGAAUUGAUGGAAAUGACUGGCAGAAUCCGAGACCAGGGAGAAGAGACGGUGGAAGAAUAUUGGAAAAAGUUUAAAAUCUAUAUAUGGAAAUAAUGUAAAAUUAAUGAGUGUUAGAAAAAUGUUGGAAGGGAAUUAUAUGGCUUUAGUAGAAAUGUUUUAAGGAAUUAAGCAUAAAUAAGUAUUAUAGUAUUAAUGGAAAAUAAGGUUAAAAUAUGUUAAGAUAAUCACAUGACAGAAAAUAGAGAAAGAUGGAAAGGAUUUGCUGAAAUAAUUAAUAGAAAUGAAAUACAAAAAGGGAGGUGAGAGGAGGUCGAUGAAACAAGGGAAUGAAAGAGAGGAUAUUGAGAUGGUAUGAUGUGUGUUAAUGUUAAUGUUGUGUUGUGUAUUGUUUAUAUAUUGUACUGUAUUGGGUUUUUGGGGGGGGUUUGCUUUUUUGCUUUUCCUUUCCUUUUCUUUCUUCUUUUCUUUUCUCCUUUUUGUAAGGUUUAAAAGUAAUAAAUAUUAUUUUAAAAAAAUGAAUUAAGUGGUUGAGAGGGCAACUGUUGUUGAGUGUUCAGGAACUGAAGCACCAUAAUAAUAAAGGAAAUGAUAAUGUAUGGGGUUUUUAAUGGACUGAGAAAAAAUUGAGGCCUGACUUUUUCUUUUACACUUUUACUAGUUUUAAAAUAAAACAAAAAGAGAGGGGUGGAAUAAUCCCCACCCCCGACACCCUCUCCAAUAUAUAUUUGAAAGACCAGCAUUUUUCCUAGCAACUUUAGCAGGGGUAAAAUACUAGCAUAACAUUACUUUCAUCAUGGAUAGGAAACAUAACACUAAUUGGAGGCUUUUGCCACAAUGCUUGCCAAGUUUUAUCAUCUAUUGUCAAACCGAUAUCAGCUUCCCAUACUUCCUUUUAAACUCAUGUUGGAAACCAUUAAACAAGAUAAAAGACCUCUAUAAAUGUUAGAAACACCACCUUUUAGACUACCCAUAGAAGCUUUGUGGAAACUUUCAUAGAAAGUCUCAGGCUUCAGUUGUCCAUUGGUCCUGAGAAGAAAUUUAACAGAAUGUUGUAUCUGCAAUAGCCGGAGAAUAUUUUUUUUAAAGCCUUCAUCAACCACUUGCUUGGCAGACAUCAACAGGCAAAUCUUUUUGUUCACUGUAGAUAAAUAAACAUUGUCACCUGCUGAAGGAUGCACAUCAAGCAGCUGUUAAUGGUGCAACUACCAUGGAUGGUUAAGAAGUUGGCAGGUUGUUUUGCUUCUGUGUUUAUUUCGGAUUUCACAUUAUUGUAAAGUUCUGUGACUUUUGGCUCUGAAAGAAGACUGAAAAUAAACUGUCAGCUGCAAAAGGAAUAUAGGCUAGAAGAGUGCAUUAUGCUGAUGGAGAGGGAUUUACGAGUUUAAGUGCCAUUAACUCUAAUAGGAGUUAAGGGUAAAAUCAUCUAUAUAUCAAGCUGAGAUUAACCUACACACUUGGAGAGACAGCUAAAUGCCGAAGACAUUGGAAAAAUUAUUUCCCUCUGGCUACUUUUUGUUUUUAACACGUAUUAUGUUUAGACUGGUCCCAGUAUGUUCACAAAUUAAGCCAGGGAAGCAUCUGACACAAUAAGGGCAACUGUAUAGAUAUGCAUAAAUUGCAUGAUGGUAACAGAAAUUGUUGCACACUCAAAAUUGAAUCUGCUGUGUUAACUCUUGUGUGAAGUGAUUACCAAGGUAAAUGAAAGAAACCAAUAUAAAGUUAUUCUCAGGUGGAAACUGAAGUACAAUAUUUUGCAUACAGUAAAUAAAAGGUAAAGGUAAAGGACCCCUGGACAGUUAAGUCCAGUCAAAGGCGACUAUGGGGUUGCGGCGCUCAUCUUGCUUUCAGGCUGAGGGAACCGGCGUUUGUCCACAGACAGGUUUCCAGAUUAUAUGGCCAGCAUGACUAAACCACUUCUGGUGCAACGGAACUUCGUGACAGAAACCAGAGCACAUGGAAAUGCCGUUUACCUUCCUGCCGUAGUGGUACCUAUUUAUCUGCUUGCACUGGCAUGCUUUCGAACUGCUAGGUUGGCAGGAGCUGGGACAGUUAACGCCAUCACAGGGAUUCGAACCACUGACCUUCUGAACAGCAAGCCCAAGAGGCUCAGUGGUUUAGACCACAGCGCCACCCGCAUCCCCUGCAUACAGUAAAUACUAAAGUAUUUACUAUCAAAGUUUCUGUCUUUCAUUUAGCUUGCUCCCAUGUUUUGUUCUGUUUUGUUUUAAAUCAACUGAAGAUGCAUUUAAGAAAACUUUUGAGACAAAUAACAUGUAAAUAUAAUUUCUCCAUGCUCCAGAUUCUUUGCCAUUCUUUGCAAAUCUGAGUAUAGAUAUAUGCAAUAGUAGCCUUAGGAAUGGGUCUGCCAUUUUUUUUCUCAAUAUGGCUGCUAUUCUUGAGCAUCAGUAAACUGCCUGCAGGUGCUUAGUGAAAAGGAUGAAUAUGAAACUAUGGCACCAUUAUCCUUAACAAACCCUAUAAAACAUAUCAUUGCACUUUCCCUGCAACUGUCCUCUGCUAUCCAAGUGUCCCUCCCUAUGAAGAUGGUCUACCAUACACAUAAAGAUAUGUCUUGUGGAACUCUUGCGGUGGAGCGACAUGUUCGCUACCCUUAAUUAAAUUGAAGGAUGCAACAUGUCACCCUUGCUGCUGUUAUGCACAAUAAACUUCUAAUAAUAUGUUGAAAAAUCUACUCCUUCUCUUCUGCUUCAAAGUGGAUAUAAUCAUUUUGCCUUUUUUAUGUACAGCUAGAACCACUUAUGUACUGUGGGAUGCGGGUGGUGCUGUGGGUUAAACCACAGAGCCUAGGGCUUGCCGAUCAGAAGGUCGGCGGUUUGAAUCCCCAUGACGGGGUGAGCUCCUGUUGCUUGGUCUCUGCUCCUGCCAACCUAGCAGUUCGAAAGCACGUCAAAAUGCAAGUAGAUAAAUAGGUACCAUUCCAGCGGGAAGGUAAACGGCGUUUCCGUGUGCUGCUCUGGUUCACCAGAAGCAGCUUAGUCAUGCUGGCCAGAUGACCUGGAAGCUGUACGCCGGCUCCCUCAGCCAAUAAAGCGAGAUGAGCGCCGCAACCCCAGAGUCGUCCACGACUGGACCUAAUGGUCAGGGGUCCCUUUACCUUUAGAACCAUUUACAGUGUAUCAGCAAGUGCAUUCCAUAGUUUUAGUCACUUUUGAAUUCUAACUGUAAAGUGUUAGAUGAGUCAAGAGACACACAAAGGAUACAACAACAUCAUACUCCAGCACUGUUGUUCUUUGCCCACUGAACACAGUCAGUAAAUAUGCAUAGGAUCAGGCUCCCACGCCUUUUUAUUUAUUUUUUGGUAGCUUACUGAUGGUACAUAGAAAACAGCAAAAAGUCUGUGUGUUUUACCAAGCAGGCCUUUAGCAAAUUGUUUGCCACAGUUCACUUCCCUGGUGACUGGUUUGCAGUAGCACUGACGAUAAACACAGGGAUUACAUUUUUAAAAAUCCAUACGCCUGCUGUCACAGUCAGUAAUCACACCUUUAGGUACAUGGUUCAUUAUUGAGCCUGUCUGUCAAAUAAAUUCUUUCACCAUCCGAAAAGAGACUUGUUUCUCCAAUCGUUAAUUCUGUAGACAGCAAAGAUUCAAGAUAAUCUAAAAAGAUAUUGAUGACUGCCUACCUACUAUUUAUAUGAGUGAGACAAAAUUCUUUUUGUUCUGAUCUUACCUUAUUUCCCAUUCCAUCACCUUCUGAGCAUUGUAUGGUGGCAGCUGUAGAGGUUAAAUGGCUGCUGGUUAAAUGGCUGGUGGGCAAAGAAGCGGAAAAGACCCCCCCCCAAAAAAAAACCCCCUCCCAGCAUUGCCAAUUGACCAGAUCAAAGCUAAACAGUCUGACCAGCAGUUUGAGCUACUCCGAAAAAAAUCAAUAAGUGAAGCUGCUUUUCACAGCAUGGAGAUAAAUAUUAUCACCUGCCUGCAGAUGAUGUUGCUUUAUAAACAAAGUAGUAGGAGCUGAUUAAAGAUUUGGCAGCCCUACAUAGCAAAGAAGUUUCAAGAGCAAUUUUGGGUGUGGAGCUUCCUUGGGCUUGGUUACACAAGAUUAGGGAUUAGUUGUCACAGCAUUUCUGUUCUGUCUGAGAGCUUCCAACAUGCCUGUCUGCACAGUUCAUUUGCUUCAAAAGCUCUGGAGUUCACCUGAGCUAUGCACGAUGAGCAAAGGAUGCAGGAGGAAUUCUGUUCUGGUGAAUCCUGAUAUGAACUGACCUGGUCUGCACCUCUUGGAGUAAUCUGUCGAUCAGAACAUAGCUGUCUAUCAGAUUUGCUCUGCGGUGACACAUUUCUUGUCUUCUUUUUUAAAUUGCAUUUCAAAAUAUAUAUUUUGAGAAAUCCUAGCUUUAGAAAUGAAAUGCUUAUCUGGAGAAGAAAUGUGUCUUUGAAAUACUAUGCAAAUAUGCAUGCAGAUCACAGAUUAAUGUGGAAACAGGGUGGAACAGAAUUAUGAGUGAGCACAGUAAGGAAACAAGCUGAUUCAUCCAUCCCUGGGCUAGCUCAGGGCCUGAACACUACCAUAGAGUCUUAAACAAACAUCCUUUGAGGGUUUUUACAGCUGUGUCUGAGGUUUAAUGUGCAGAGUUUAACUGAAAAAUAAAUGAAAUUUCAGGAAGCUGUGGAAAAUGCACUGAAAAACGGAAGUGCUUUUUGGCAAUAAUGAAACUGAAAACAAAACCAAAGACACUGUUUCAGCUCAGCUCUGCCCCGGACUCCUACAAUACUGUCCUAUUUCGAGCUACUAUAUUUGCAUCAAAGUACAGCAGAGAAGAGGUUGUCAGCUCCCUCCUCUGGUAAGCUAACCUUGUGGCACAGAGCGUGCGAUUCCUGGGAGGGACCCACUGUAAGAGUCUGCAGUUUGAGGAAACGAGGCUGCAUUCAUCCUUUGCCCUAGUCCAACAACAUUUUGUGAUUUUUAAAAACAUCUCUGUGUUGUAAGCAUGUAAAGCAUGCAAUCCAAAUUAACUGCAAACCAUUCAUUGUAUUUUUAAUUAUAGAAUGCAGUUCUACCAUGUGAGGUUUAAAAAGAUUAGACGCUAAGGCUGCUUGGGGGUGUUGGCACAUGCACCCAAUGUGCUCAUCCAAGUUUGAGCAAAUGGUAAUGAAAUUAGAAGGUCAGGGGAUGCUGGAGAUUUCAUUCAACCAGCUAAAGGUGCUGCUUUUGUGUUUGUGUUUUAAGCAAAGAAGAAGAAGAAAAUAUUGAAAUGAAGCAAAAGGAGGGUGAUAAGGAAAGGAGCUGCGGUGGUUCCUUUAAGGGCUGGUGCAGCAGGAAAAGCAAUUGUUUUGUGCAAGCCUAUUGUUCCCUUGAAAUGUGCCCAGUUCUUUUGAUUGCAUGACCUUGAUGAAAUUAGCAGCACUAUUGUGACUCACACUACUGACAGCGCUGCCAGCUUUCGGUCUCUUCAUCACACACUUACGACAACUAUUCUACGUAAAGGAUUUUACUAUCAAGAGAUUUGUUUUUUUUAAAAAAAGGUGUUCUCACUUCUAGUCUAAAGGAAUAAAAGAUGUAUGGGAAGAAUAAUGUCACUGAGCAUAUAUGCUACCCCAGCAGAACAGCGGGGGAGGUCGUCUCUAAACUUCCAAAUUUGAGGGCACUCUCAUAGGCUUUAUUAGAGAAAGUGCAAAAUUUCCGGAGGGGUUUUGAUUCUGCCUUGAUGGCUCACUGAGUUGUUCCUAAAAUUAGAAAGGCUGUCAAAAUGUAUCAGGUGAACAUGCACUGUAAACUAUUAGUAAAUAUAAUCGUCAUAUAAAUGUUGCACUUUCCCUUUUUUGAAAAGGGGAAAUGGAAAAUGGACAUGGAAAAGAAAGAGUGGAAAUUAAUGUCUAAAACAUAAUUACUGGGGUAAAAAACCUUGCACUUCAUAAUUUUUCCACUAUACGCCCCCCCUCCCCAUUUAUUCCAGAUUCAUAUAUAUUUCUACUGGCUAGAGACAAAUGCACAAAUAAUCUACUUGUUUUACCACCAGGAGGGCUAUAUUUUGUCUUUCACUAUCCAGCUUUCCCCACAAUGGAUUCACCCUCAACGCUCACAUCUCCAACUAUUGUGUUUGUUUCUGUUCAUUCACAGUUACUAUCAGCUAUCCCAGUCCUCAUAAUGUAUUACACUACGAGCUCCCAAUAUACAUUUGCAUCACUCUUGGAUAUUAUAUGUUUAUCAUUUGCACAUUGUUUUGUGACAUUUUGAGACAUCUUCAUGCAUUCUUAUUACUACACUGCACUGGCCCUUGCAGCCAUUAAGAAAAACCUUAGGAACAAAGGAGGCAACUCCUUAUCCAGGAGGAUUUGCCUUCUCCCUUCUUUACCCCACACCUGAAGCUGCUGAGUUCAUUGAAAAAUGUCAAUGGCAUGCCAUACAACAGUAUAUUGUAGUCCCCCAAAUAUCUCUCCAGAGUUUUGGGAAAGUACUUCACGCACAUGUUCUGUUAGGCUUAUAUAAGGUCAGGCUUAUUUCUUGUCCAUUAAUACUAAUUGAGAAGAGAAGAAGAAACUGAAUUAUUAUAUAAUAAUCCUCUUACAGGAAAGCAAAUUACCUCUGUAAAUAUAAAUCUACUCUUUGAUUGUACAAAAUAAUACAUGUUUGAAUCAUUUCAGCUUUAUUCUCUGUAAAUAAUUAGUGUUUCAGGACUGUGACCAUUUCUUUCCAAAUUGAUGGAUUAAUAUUUGUAAUGCAAUUUAGGUUUUAAUACAGUAUUAUGUUCAGUGACUAAACAGUAUAAGGUUGAAGCCAGGGAUGAGUAAUAUAAUCAAGGACUCCAGGGAGUUAAGUUUAUUUAAAGGAUACAGCUAGUAAAUUCCAUAUUAUUCAACCAAAUGAAAGGUUGGAGCUAAAAACACUAAAUACUUUUGGUUUUAUUUUAGGAUUAUCGUGUGAACAUCUUUCUCCGUCAGAACUGGAAUGACCCCCGUCUUGCUUAUAGUGAAUAUCCAGAUGACUCUCUAGAUUUGGACCCAUCUAUGUUGGACUCUAUCUGGAAACCUGACUUGUUCUUUGCCAAUGAAAAAGGCGCCAAUUUUCAUGAAGUAACAACAGACAACAAAUUGCUACGGAUUUUUAAAAAUGGGAAUGUUCUCUAUUCCAUCAGGUAAAUUGCAAAUAAAAGGCUCUGAUGUGAUAUGGAAGCAAUGAGGUUAUGAUUUAGUUUGGAUGCGGUACACUUUCCCUUAAUGAAAACAGUCACUGCAUUCCCUUGUUGUGGAUUGUUCACAUACAUAGAUACAAGGACAUAGGCUGAUUUCUCUAAGUCAUCCAUAUGUAAUUCAAUUGGUGAAAUAACUGGAGGCUGUUUAAAAUGCCAUGGUUCCAUGUAGAGGCCAUUUCUUUCAAUUGAACACAGAGGUCUCACUGCUGAAUUUUCUUCUGAAAGGAAAAAAAAAACCCACAACCCAUUAUUUUUAGUUUUAUUUACUGGUUCUAGCCUUCUAUUAACAAACUAAAGCUUAGAUGUGGGAGAAAAGUGUUGUGCUAAUAAGAGUUGUGUCUCUUUUUUAGGGGUGAGUCUUUUCUCUGGUAAAGUAGUACUGUGAAUGGAAGUCUUAAAUAAAUGUCUACUCUGAAUUCCUUAAUUCAUUUCAGUAACAGUUCAGUGAUUAUUCACUUCUAGAUGUCUAGAGAUUUGUAAUAUUUAAUUUCUCAUAUAUUGUUGACCACAAUAGAUCAGCAGUUACCAAAAUAAGAGCAAAAAACAUGAUGUAAGAAAAGCCCUGCAGGAUCAGGCCAAAUCUUAAACAGUCCAGCAUCCAGCUUCAGCUGUGACCAACCAGAUACCUAUAGGAAGGCUGCAGGCAGGACAUGAGGGCAAUAUUUUCUCCUGCUGUUGCCUGGUAUUGGUGACUGAUACUCAUAGGCAUGUUGCCUCUGAUCCAGGAGGGUAGCAUGUUACUAGUAGCUGUUUGUCUUCAUGAAGUUGUAUAAUCUUUUAAAAUCAUCUAAGCUGGUGGCUAUCUAGUGUUAGUGAAGUCCAUAGUGUAAGUAUGCAAUGUGUGUUAAAAAGAAGUCGUCUUUCCCACCAUUUGGGGUGUGUUGAUGACUCAGUUAAGCAUAUGUAGCAGAUAAUAGUAGUUUUAAGAGAACUAUGAAAACAUUUAAAGUGAAGUCAAAUAAAUAAGAGCUGUGCAGAAUUGCCUUUUCCCCCUCCAUGACCACAAUCAUGUAGCAGCAGCAUAAAAUCUAUUAAACAGAUAAAGGUAUUGGAACUGAAGUAACUAUCAAACCUGGGUUUGAAAUCUCUGCUACAUGUUUCUCAGGUUCUUGGUUCAAGACCUGACUUGGACCCAAGUUCUGACCAUGAUCCAGAAAGUUAACCACCCAGUAAUAGCUGCCCCUUGAUCAGGUCUCAGACACAAAGUGACUUUUCCCUGCUGCCUUUAUGAAAUGGGAGACACACACAGAGCCAGUUCUGGCACUAUUCUUUUCAGAUUGAGAAAUCUAUGUGUAGAUCAUUGGACAACGUUGUGCAAAGUGUAACAUUGUUUAGAUUUCACCCCUUCUUAGAUGGUUCCUCCCCGGGGGGGGGGGGGACCAAAAACAACUCUGUGAAUGUUGUUUUCCAAAGGUCCUUCAUUUUCACUCUUGUUAGGGGAUUCUUCCAUUAACUCAUUCUACCUUUCUGGCACCUGUAGACAGAGGAUAGCAGUGCAACACUUUCCCUGAAAUCAUAAAGGAUCAUCUUUCCUUGUAGGAAACAGAAGGUUUCCUCCAGCAGGCUCAGAGGGCUUUUAUUUGAAAGACUUAAAUUGCUGUUGGUUGUAAUAUCACAAACAACUAAUAUGGACUUGCAGGAUUAGGGUCUAGGCUACAAUACAAUUCGAUCAGGGCAGGAAUUGUAUUUAGAAAAUGCUGUCGUGAAAAACUUACUUACUCAGGGGGUAAGCUCCAUUUAUUUUCAUGGCGUUUACUUCCAAGUAAGGUAGAAUUGAAAACCUUAUUUUUUCUCCACGAAUUAAGCAUAUUGACUUCAUAUUAUUUCCCAAAUGCCUAAAUGGUUUGUACACCUGCCUGCUUUCCAAGACUCUUGUUCUUUAUUGAAUAAUGGAUGUGUGUGUAGUAAUUUUGAAUAUGUGACAAUGUGUGUUGGCCAACAUUCGCUUUAUAAUAGUUCUUCUGUAUUCUUUCAGAUUGACUUUAAUACUCUCCUGCCCAAUGGACCUCAAAAAUUUCCCAAUGGAUGUCCAAACAUGUAUCAUGCAGCUGGAAAGCUGUAAGUGUGAACAUAGUAUUCUCAUGUUCAUAGCACAUAGUCCUGUGGCACCUUGAAAGCAACUUAAGUAUUGCAGCAUAAGCUUUCAUAGGCAAAAGCUGCCUUCUUCAAAUGCAUCAUGUUUCAUGUUGAUGUUAUAUGGAUCAAAUAUUAUAGGCAGUAAUGGGUGAUAUCCAAUGGUAUCCAUGCAGAAGUGGAAUGGACUUCCCUCUGCACAAUCAGACCUCCGCCUUCCUCUCCUUCUGCUUUUAGGACCCUCCAAAGCUAAUUUGGGGAGCAUGAGAGGUUCUGAGGGGGAAGAAAGAAAAGGGAAGUCUGGUUGAAUGAGCAGUAGUCUAGUGGCCAAAGUAUGUGAAUUACGCCAAAAAAUCAAUCCUAAAUAAUUAUAAUGAUCCCCUUGUUUCGUUUCUGCAUGAAGAAAAUACUCAUCUCCCCAACCUCUUUGAAUGAGACCCCAAAUUUUGGAGAAUGGAAACACAGUCACUGAUGCCUUCUCUUUCAUAUUUUCUUUGUUAUAGCCAAAUUGCCCCGCUACUGGUAGUUGUAAUGGUCCUGAUAUGGGACAGCAGAAAAUGACAAGUAUUGGGUGAUAUAUAUUGUAUGUAUGUGAGAUUUAUAUUAAUACUAGUGAUCGUCCACCAGUCAGACUAGAAUAAGCGGGCUGGAAUGUUAAACCAUAGUAUCCACUUGUUUUUCUCAGUGGAACCUGGGUCACACUGAAAAGCAUUUUUGAUAUAUCUAGCUCCUAGAAUUCUACUCUUCAAGUAGAGCCUUGUGCAUUUGGGCCUGCUAAAGGCAUGUCAUUGGGUUGCUUUGCCGAAAAGUAGUAAAAUCACUGCAGUCAACAUUUUGAUAUUUUUGAACCACAGCGGGAUUCCUAGAGAUCCGCUCAGAUUCAGUCAGCAAAGCAAAGCUGCUCUGGAACAUGUGCCCUAAAUAGUAAUUUGUAAAAAAAUAAUGAGAACAGAACUCAAAUAAGUCACUUCGGCUCAGAGAACUAUAAGGCAAAAUGUCUAAACCAAUCGAGCUCUUUGUGAACAAAAGCUUCCUAUACAAAAACACUAUGGAGCCUUCCAUUGUGCUGAGGGCACUUUUGUGUAUAUGAUAAAACUAAGAGAAGGGGGUGGCAUCCAGCAAUAAAUACUGGUCAUUCUGCAGAAUGGAAAAGUAACAUUGAAAAAUAAAAUUAAAGAUUUCUUCCAGUUUUCCUUUUUUCUAUUUUAAGGCCACAGAGUCCACCACUUGUAUUAGCUAUCAACAUGUAGACCAGACUAGGCUUUGUGGGACACAUAUAGGUCACCAAUUUCCCUAGUAAAGCCCCUCACCAUAGUUUAAGGCAUUUUCCUCCACAUGAUCAUCAUAAUAAAUAAAUAAUACAUUUUUAUUUAUACCCCGCCCUUCCUGGUUCAGAAAACCGGACUCAGGGCAGCUAAGAACAAAUUUAAAACACUUAAUUGUAAAAGCUGUAUAAAAUACAGUAUAAAAACAUGAAUAACAAUAAAAUUCAAAGUUCAGAAAUCAAUUUGGAGGAAAUCCAUCUAAUAAACAUUAGUCACCAGGGCUAGCUGGCUGAAUUAGUCCUACUUGGGCCAGUGAGGAGGCCAGGGGAGAAUUAGCUGUGGGGUCUUGGAGCGGGUAAUGUUCAUAAAAGGGGAGGGGGAGGGAAGAGAAGGAAAAUAAAAGAUCAGGCUGAAUCCAAAUUAAAGGCUAGGCAGAAUAGCUCAGCGGAAGGAGGUUAAAUCCUGAAGGGCCCUAGUCUCAUGGGACAGAGCAUUCCCCAGGUCGGAGCCAUCACUGAAAAGGCCCUGGCCCUGGUGGAGGAUAGUCUGACUUCCUUAGGGCCCGGGACCUCUAAACUAUGGUUAUUCAUGGACCAUAAUCACAUGGAGGAAGAGAAUGGAGCUGUGUCUCCUGCCCCACUAUCUCCUUAGCGUUUCCACAGAUCCCAUACCCCUGGUGGCUAUCUGAAGAAAGAGCCUGCUUGCCUCCCUGUGCUUUAGAACCUCUGGCACAUAUAGAAUAGGUGCCACUCUUCAGACACUACCCCAACAUGUGGGCAAUGGAGGGGCAGGCCACAAGGAUGUGAUGAUGGCAGCAGGAAAAGUGGAUGUGUCUCCACUGCCUUCCUCCACAGGAAUUGGAUUGUGUGGAGACAAUGCCUGAAGAGGACUUGUUUCUUAUCCAGGAUGACUGGGCUGCAGGUGGCACAUAGUCAAAGUUUAGAGAUAAGUAGGGUUACUAUGUGCCUCUUUUUCCAGGGCACUUCUUUUUCAGGGGUUAAAUUCCUUCUGAGUGGAUUUUUCAAAUUUGCCAAAAUGUCUCUGUCUAUACUUUUUCGAUGAGAUCUAGACAUAACUGGUGGUUGAAAACUUGCUUUCCUCUUCUCUUCUCCUACCCACCCCCUCAGCAAGAUAUCACAACAUCUAUAGGCUAAAUAUAGUAGGGGUAUUUAAAAUCAGAGUAGUCAGAGUGCCCUCUUUUUUUCCUCUUCAAAAUAUGGCCAUCCUAGAAGGUAGGCUGCAGAAAUAAGACUUUGAUGCCUGUGAUGGGAAGAUGAGCUGCUUGUGCGUAAAAUCGUAUUCCCUCAGAGUUUGUUCAAGUCCACAAACCUCUGUCUGUGACUGAGCCCCUCUGACAUGGCUCCUCUAGUCACUAGAAGUUUCCGACAGUGGCUGCUUUCGUAAUCGCUUCCAACAUAAAAGCUCCUUAACGGAAACACGUCUUCUGGACUCUCUGCGUGACAGUUUCCGGCGAGGAGUGGGUGUCCCUACAGGAGGUCCGGAAACCUCACCACUGUUUUCGCUGGAAGUAUCUCUGAGCCAUCCCCCAGCUCCCUUUCCCUCAGUUCAGCUUCUCUUCCCCUGCUGGUUUCCUCUUCAGCUGCUGAGUCUCUUCCAACCUGUCUGAGCCCUUUCACCUCCCUCAGUUCAGCUUCUCUCCCCUUGCUGGUUCCCUCUUCCGCUGCUGAGUCUCUUCCAACCUGUCUGAGUCCUUUCACCUCCCUUCCUUCCGAUGGCAGUUCCCUGACAUCCACCUCCCCUCCAGGGCCCCCUUCACCCCCUCUCGCCCCCUCCUCUACGGGCGGUGAGGAGGCAAACCCCGGAAUGAACUUCCUUCAUCUUCCGAUGUCUCGAACACUUCUCUCCACCUGUUGCGGUUCCUGGUCUCGAAGCACUCCUCCUCCUCCGAGUCCAUCUCCCCUUCCCCUUCCGAUUCUGGGAAUCCUUCCAACUCCUCCUCCUCCUCAGUGGUCCCAAAGUAUUCCCUCCGGAACCUCUCCACAGGCUGAGGUUUCCUCGGGAACCUUUGAUGGAACGUUUCUAUCAAUACCUCGUCAUUGAUAUCUUCGGCCAUUACCCACGUGUUUUCUGACCCGGUUCUCCUUCCCACGCUACCAAAUACUCCACCUGAUUCCCCUUCCACCUGGCAUCAAGGAUUUCUGCCACAUGACUGCUGCAUUCUCUUUCUUCUAUGACCGGUCCCCGAGUGGCCAUCCCUUCUCGUCCCCCCUCGUACGGUGACAGUAACGACCUGUGAAAUACUGGGUGCAGUUUCAUGUGGUUGGGUAACCGGAGCCUGAAAGCCACUGGGUUGACCUGUUGAAUGACCUCAAAGGGACCCAACCUCCUGGGUCUUAAUUUCUUACAACCUCCUUUGAACGGCAACCCUCGGGUUGACAGCCACACCCUAUCUCCAACCCUUAUGGUUUCACCUUCCCUUCGGUUCUUGUCUGCCUGCCUCUUGUAUUCUUCCUUCGCCCUUUCUAAGUUGAGUUGGAGCUGACGGUGGAUUGCUUCCAUUUCUUCUACAAAAUGCUCGGCUGCCGGUACGCUCCAUCUCUCCCCUUCUCCCCUGGGAAAGCCCUGGGAUGACACCCAUAAUUAGCCAAGAAGGGGCUCAUCCCUGUGGACACAUUCUCGGCAUUGUUGUAGGCAAAUUCCGCCAGCGCCAACUUUUCUACCCAGUCAUUCUCUCUGUCAUUGACAUAACACCUCAGGUAUUGCUGGAGGACACCGUUUGCUCUUUCCGCCUGCCCGUUGGUUUCAGGGUGCCGGGCAGUCGAAAAGUUGACCUCCACCUGCAGUAAGCUCAUGAGCUUCCUCCAGAACCUGGAAGUAAAUUGUUUUCCUCGGUCUGAGACCACCCUCAAUGGCACCCCGUGCAACCUAAAAAUGUGUUCUACAAAUAACUUCGCUGUCUCUUCCGCCGUGACUGCAUGCGAGCAAGCUACAAAGUGGCACAUCUUUGUUAGUAGGUCUACCACCACCAUGAUGGCUGUUUUCCCUUUGGACUUCGGCAGAUCAGUCAUAAAAUCUAUCGACACUGCCUCCCAAGGUCGUUCUGGGGUUGGUAAGGGUUCUAAUAGCCCCGCCGGCGCCCGCCUUUCCCCUUUGGCUCGCUGGCACUGCUCGCACCCUCUUACAUACUCACGUACAUCCUCCCUCACCUUAGGCCACCAAAAUUCCCUGGUGACCAACCACAUGGUUUUGUGUUGCCCAAAAUGCCCCGCCGUGGGGCUGUCAUGCAACUGCUUGAGUACCCUCCCCUUAAGUCUCCUUCAGGGAUAUACAGUGCCCCUUUGUAAUACAAAGCUCCAUUUCUUUCCUCGAAACCCCUUGAUUCCUCUCCCUCAUCCCUAAGACCUCUGAGCUUAUUCUGGGCGUAUUCAUCAUUCUCUGUUUCUUCUACCAGUUCUCUUUGUCCCACCAAUGCCGCCCCACACACCCAGCGGUCCUCUGGAAUGACAUGUCUCUCUUCGGGUGCUCCCUCCCCUCCAAAUAUUCAGGUUUGCGUGAGAGAGCGUCCGCCCUAAUGUUCUCUGGGCCUGGCACGUAACAAAUCUCAAAGUUAAAUUUGGAGAAUUCCUGGGCCCACCUCACUUGCCGUUGGUUGAGCACUCGUGCCGUCCUCCAAUACUCUAGGUUCUUGUGGUCAGUGCACACUUGCACCUUAUGUUGUGCGCCAAUUAGCAGGUGCCUCCAUCUCCGGAACGCCUCAUGAAUGGCUAGUAGUUCUCGGUCAUACACCGUGUAGUUCCUCUCGGAUUUGUUCAGCUUUCGCGGAAAAAAAGCACACGGUCUCCACUCUGACUCCUCCUUCCCUGGCUGGAGAAGCACCGCCCCAACCGCUCUGUCUGAUGCGUCAGUUUCCACUCUCAUCGGUUUUUGUAAAUCCACAUGCAGGAGCUGUUGUUCCGAGGCGAAGGCCCUUUUUAGUUCCUCAAAUGCUUGCUCCGCCUCCUCCGUCCAAACGAACUUCUUCUUACUGCUGAGACAGUCCGUAAUGGGCGCCGUCAGGUGGGCAAAGUUUGGGAUGAACUUACGAUAGAAGUUCCCAAAUCCUAAAAACCUCUGCACAUCCUUCCUUGUUUUGGGUGUUUUCCAUUCCAGUACCGCCUGGACCUUGCCGGGAUCCAUGGCCAACCCCUUGUCAGACAGGCGAUACCCCAGGAAUUCCACCUCCUUGGUAUGAAACUGACACUUCUCCAGUUUCACCCACAGCUGGUUGGCUUGCAGCCUGCUCAACACUUCUCUGACGUCUCUCACAUGCUGCUCCUCAUUCUCAGAAUACACCAACACGUCGUCUAAGAAGGCCACACAAUUCUUGUAAAGCAACGGCCCCAGGACGUGGUUCAUAAACGAUUGAAAUGUUGCGGAGCCUGCUUGUAGACCGAAGGGCAUAACUAAGUAUUCAAAUGCCCCUAAAGGGGUGAACAUGGUGGUUUUCCAUUCAUCCCCCUUCCUUAUUCGUAUCAGGUUGUACGCCCCCCUUAGAUCCAGCUUGGUGAAAAUCUUUCCCUUCCGCACCCUUGUCAAAAUGUCGUCAAUCCUGGGCAUCGGGAAGGCCACUGGUUCUGACACUGCAUUUAAGGCCCUGAAGUCACACACCAGUCUCGGCUUGUUCGUGUUUUUUUGUCCACAAAAAACACUGGGCUGCCCCCCACCGCCCUGGACUCUCUGAUGAACCCUCUCUUCAGGUUCUUGUCAAUGAACUCUCUUAGCUCCUGCAUCUCUCUGUCUGACAUGGCGUACAGCUUGCCCACAGGGAGCUGUGCCCCAGGGAGCAAAUUGAUUUGACAGUCAAAGGCUCUAUGCGGUGGUAGUUGGUCAGCUUCCCUUCGCUGAAGACGUCGCGGAGAUCUGCGUAUUGUCGUGGUACCUUCACGUUCUCCGUUACUUCAGUCCCUGCUAGGGUGGCUUGGGCCCCUGCCAAAACCUUUCCCUCUUUGCAGUGUUCUAAGCAAUGUGCUGACCCAAAAGAAACCACUCUUUGAUGCCAGCCCACCAGCGGAUCAUGUAACGCUAGCCAGCUCAUCCCCAAUAUAAUGGGAGCUCCUCCCAAGGUGGCCACAUUAAACGCUAUUAGUUCGGUGUGCCUUGCCACCUUCAUUAUCAUUGGGACGGUCUGCAAGCUGACUUCUCCUCCCAACAGCUCCCUGCCAUCGAUCGUGGUUACCUGCAGGGGUUGCUUAAAGGGAGCGUCUGUAUCUGGUGUUCAGCUGCAAACUCUUUGCUCAUGAAAUUGCAGGAGCUGCCUGAGUCCAACAGCGCCUUUAUCUUUAGAGGGUGUCCGUUUGGCAGCUCUAGUGUCACUUCUAUCACUAGGGCGGGUUUAGGAGGUUCUGGCGUGGGCACUUUCACUGCUCUUUGGCCUGGCUGCUGUGCCCCGACAAUGGCAGCCAGGCGUUGGCUUUUAGUUGCUCCGGUAUCUUUUCCUCUCUUCCCUCCACAGCUCCCACCAUCCCUUGCCAUUCCUUCCUCUGGGGGCAGACUCUGGCAAAGUGCCCUGGCUGUUGGCAGAGAUAGCAUUUCCGGGCGCCUUUUCCCUCCUUUUUUUCCCCCUCACUGGGCUUUGAAACUGCGCGCGCGCGCGCUGUUCCGAUUUCCAUCGGCUCUGCCGGCGGGAAAGUUGGCUCUGGAAUGUCUGGAAUGCGGAACUCCUUCCAACGUUCCCCUUUCCCUUCCCGCCUCUCCAAUGCUCUCGCCUCCUGGCGCGCUCCUAUGGCCAGCGCUGAUUUGGUCAGCUGGUCCAUAGACUCCGCCCUGGGCGCCCGGGAAAGUUCAUCUUUCACAGCCGAAGAAAGCCCUUCUUCAAAGAGCAUUUGAAUGGGUUCCGCCGAUAAGUCCCACCCCAAUCUGUGUAUCAGCAUGGUGAACUCAGUCCAGUACUCACGUACAGAUCGGCUCCCCUGUUUGCAAGCCAUUAACUGUCUGCGCACCACUCCCUUUUCAAUAUCGCUGGAAAACAUCAGAUCCAUGGCGCGAAAGAACUUCAUCGUGUCCUUUAGGACGUCACUAUGCGCUGCCAUCAGGGGUCUAACCCAGUCUCUCGCCCCUUUUCAAGAUGCCCAAUCACAAAAGCCACUCGUGAUUCCUCAUCAGGGAAAUCAUCAAACUGCAGAUUGAGGGCAUAUUGCAUUUCUGUCCGAAAGCUAUGAUAGUCUUUGGGCUCCCCCCCAAAUUUCUGCACCAAUCCUGGUACCUUUCUGGCGAGCUGGGUGGCUUUCUCCCUUUGUCUGCAUCUUGAGCCCUCCUCUCCUCCAGCCUCGCCGUCUGCAGCGCCAGCUGGACCUCCAACACCCGGUACCUUUCUUCCAGGCUUGGACCCGCUCCAGCCCCUGCUUCUCCGGUUCCUGCUGGGUUGCUCAUUAUGCCUUCUCCUGCACAAGCUGCGUUCAAAGACUGUCGGAAUGCUGUGAUGGGAAGAUGAGCUGCUUGUGCGUAAAAUCGUAUUCCCUCAGAGUUUGUUCAAGUCCACAAACCUCUGUCUGUGACUGAGCCCCUCUGACAUGGCUCCUCUAGUCACUAGAAGUUUCCGACAGUGGCUGCUUUCGUAAUCGCUUCCAACAUAAAAGCUCCUUAACGGAAACACGUCUUCUGGACUCUCUGCGUGACAGUUUCCGGCGAGGAGUGGGUGUCCCUACAGGAGGUCCGGAAACCUCACCACUGUUUUCGCUGGAAGUAUCUCUGAGCCAUCCCCCCAGCUCCCUUUCCCUCAGUUCAGCUUCUCUUCCCCUGCUGGUUUCCUCUUCAGCUGCUGAGUCUCUUCCAACCUGUCUGAGCCCUUUCACCUCCCUCAGUUCAGCUUCUCUCCCCUUGCUGGUUCCCUCUUCCGCUGCUGAGUCUCUUCCAACCUGUCUGAGUCCUUUCACCUCCCUUCCUUCCGAUGGCAGUUCCCUGACAAUGCCCAUGGGUGAUAUUUUUGCUAUGUAGGCAUCAUGCUACAAGCUUAUUAUCCAAGUCUAUCCUAUCAUACUGACUGUUAAUCAUAUCCCUAUUGGUUCUACCCUGUAUCAAGCAUGUAGAAUUACAAAAAUGUAGCUUGCUUGGCGGUUUCUGAAAGGCUGUUUGAACACACCAUGGUCUGCUUGUCUGCUCCCAUCUCUUCACAAUCCCACUCUUCCCCACUGAGGCAAGCGCAGUGACUUUCUGCCCUCUGGUGCACAAAGUGUAUUUGAUAAUGAUGUCAUUUCUGGUGCAGUAACACAGAGUUCUCCUAAUAUAUUUAUAUGUCUUGGGUCAGCUCAUGAUUGCAAUGAAAUGAAAUAAGUUUGACACGGUUAUCAACAAAGCAGUCUAAAGUGCUAAUCUUACUGAAUUGGGAAAGAACGGGGGACUGCCAACUGCUCACAGGAUCAGUCCAAAGUCUCACUCUGUUUUGGCAGGCUGUUCCAAUAAUUUCUAAACUAUAGCCAAUGAUGCACUCAUCCUUUAAUAGGUUAUGUAGUCUUCUAGUUGUCCAUGAAGAUCACUUAUAAAUUUUGAUAUUAUAAAUUAAAAUGAACUAAAUAACCAUGCAAAAAGAUACAUAGCUUUCUCAUUGCCAAUUUCAUGUAUGGGACAAUGUUAGUCUAUUAUAGCAAAAGCAGAAAAUAUUCAUGUGGCACUUUAAAAUGCAAUCCCAUUGACCUGAAUGGGAUCUUCAUGGAAUGUGCUAUAAUAUAUUUAUUGCAUACUUAAUGCAUGAAGUGUUAGUCUGAUCCCACAUAACAUGUCUAUCCUCUUUGGUAAUUUCUGUACCAUUGUUCAAAGGGAAGUGUCCAGGGAAAGUCCAGGGAAAGUGGAGGAGGAAACUGUGGUGGAAUUCCUUUCACCAAUCCUAACUUCCCAUUGUUGCAAAAUGUAAAUGGGGUGCACGUAAAGAUUGCAUUGCAUUAUGUCUACCAUCUGACCCAGCCAGACAUGCAGAACCUAGUGCAACUAGAAAUUGGUUCUGGCAAAAUUCUUGCACCGUAGCCCUGGAAAACAAUAUAACUGUUAGCACAUUGGGGCAAAAUAGGGAACUGUUGCCUGGGUAAUGUGUACAAACAUAUUCAUUCUCCCUGCCCAAUUCAGAGAGAGAACAGUGGAAAAGUUUUGUCUACCUUUUGUGACACCACCAUGAAUUUGAUCAGCUAUGUGAUGCAAGGACACCAUGUUCUCCUUGAGAUUCCUGAUUGUUUGGGAUCACACACUGGCGAAGAAAGACACCCUAAAAAUAGUGCUGAUGCCACCACUCCUUAUUCUUUGAUAGACAAGAAGUGUGUAAAAUCUCAGACUUAUAUAGUGUUAGGUCACAUCUUUAAAAACAACACAUACUUUUGUAUAAUAGGUAUAUGGAGGAGACACAAAGCAGGUCUUCUUGGUGGGUAAUGUACACAUUAAGAUUAAAGGCUUCCAUCCUUAGAUAAGUUCACACAAGAACCCUCACAGGCACAUGAUUGUCCUCAAAGCCUCUCUGAACAAUUGAGGGGGCCUCCUGAGCCAUGAGGGAUGGAGCACGACCCCCUCAACUUUCCAAAGCUGCAUUUUGAGGGGGAAAGGAUGGAACAAGAACCUUUCUUCCUGUGAACAUCCAUAAGACCAUGGGGUAGAAGAAAAGGAGACUGAAGUUGUUUUCUCUGCCUUAUCAAACACCCCCACUGAGCUCUCUCCCAGUAGGAUGAAAGCGAAGGUGGAGGCGUGUUUUGUGUACUUUUCCUGAUUUUUCUGAUGCUUCAUUUACACCAGCUCCUGGGCUGGCAUACAUUCCCUUAAACCCUUCUUUCUCAACGUUGUGUCCUCAGAUGUUGUUGGACUACAACUGCCAUCAUCCCUGACCACAGGUCUUGCUAGCUAGGGAUGAUGGGAACUUUAGUCCAACAACAUCUGGGAACCCAAGGUUCCCUUAAGUGUCUCUUCCAUGUGCCUAUUAUAUAUUGCUAAAAUGGUUUACUUUUGAUAAUGGAACCCAAAUACUAGAUGUGUUUUGUUGGCAUAUCUGCCUAGGGUGCUGUCUUGUUGCUCCCGUAAUGCCAGAUUUAUUAAAAUUGGCAUGUCUGUUGUUACAGAUUAGGUACACGCUGGUGCAAUGCAAGUUUUGGCACAGGCUAUAUAGUGUGUAUAUAUGAAAAGCACAAAUUCAACCCAGCUACAACCCUGUAGAAUAAUUUAUACUAUCUCAACCUUCACUAGUCUGAUAUCUUUUUCUUAGUGAUUUUAAAACAUAGCAGUGAAAAAGUGAAUUCCAGGUUGCCUCAUGUCUUCAAAAGGACAAAAGGUAGAAAGAAAAUAUUGUAUCAGCAAUUGCCUAUGCAUUUUUCAUAGUUAAAUGAAUUGUAACAUAGAACGAGUUAGUGGCCAUGGCAGAUAAUUAUAAUUAAAAUACAUAUUAAAUGAAUGAAUCUCAUUUCUGAAAAUCCAUUUUGACAUAGCAGUUGUUCCUUGUCAGUUCAAUGAGUUGCACUCAUGAGAUUUUACUCCUGGCUAGAAUCUGCAUGCUUCAAAUGAUAAUUUGUUUUACACACAGCUGGUUUUCAUCUGAAUGUAUACAAGGUGUGAUAAAAUAUAUGCAUCUGUGGUUCUCUCUCUGUAAGCUUCUUCUAUGGAUUUGUAAUAGGGUAAUAUUGCAUGAUAUUGUGCAUUGAGAAACACAGCAGUAAGGUUAUAUGCAUGAUAACACCAUUUUAGAGCUAAGGUUGCUUUCUAGAUAGUUAUUAAAAACUUCAAAUGCAAAAGAACACAGGAAUCCAAACUAAAACAGGAAACAUUUACACUAUACCUUUUUGCAUUGUUGUCAUCACUGCCCAGCUAAGCAUCAAAGGAAAACCUCAUGGAAGACAAACAAAUAGAUGGAAUAUUUCAGAACAUCUGCUCAAUUUUGAUGAAAUUAAUAAGGACUGAUUUCAUAGAUCAGCACAUUUAAUGGGGAUACUCUGAGCUUAAUUUGAGCCAGGAUGUCAGAAACUUUUCUUCCUACACUUUACACUGAUGAUGGUGAUGAUGGUGAUAAUAAUAAUAUUAAUAAGAAGAAUGAUAAAGAAGAAAAUGUCUUUUCUUCAUUUAGGAAAAUCUCAGGCAAAAUUUGAAAAUUUCACUUCAUAAUGGAAUCUUGAGAUUAAGCAAAUUUUAUGUUAUGACAGCAUCUUCUGUGUGCUUUGUUUUUAAUUCCUAGUUGGAUACACGAUGAACGAUCUCAUCUUUGAGUGGCAAGAAAAGGGGGCUGUCCAGGUGGCCGAUGGACUCACUUUGCCACAGUUUCUCUUGAAAGAAGAUAAAGAUUUAUGUUACUGCACCAAGCAUUACAACACAGGUAGAAGAAUCACGUAGUUUGUUGACAACUGAAAGUCCCGUUGUUUCUCUUUCCUGUUAGUCAUUAGGAGUAUUCAGCAAUGUACUCAAAACAAGUGAUGACAAAGCAGCACAAAUGGCUUGUGGAAAGCGAUGGGAUGUUGUCUGCUGAACAUUAUGGCUACCACCACCAAGUGGCAACCAAGGGGAUCAUAAUCUCAUAGGAAAAACAGUGACAGACUUUUGAAGUAGGAAAAAAGAAUCCAAAGUGUAGUUUUAUGAGCCCAUUUUACAUAUAGGAGCUUAAGAAAGGCAAGAGGGAAGCAGGGAAAGACACAAGGGAGCAGACGUACAUGGAGGUUUGGUUUUGGGUGAAAGCCAAAGAAGCUGGGGAAGAGGCAUGCAAUGAAACACAAAUGAAAUCAGGGAGAUUGUUGGAGUCUUCCAUUUUUCCUGUCAGAGCUCUUUUUAGACUCAGUGAAUCGAAGCCAACAAAUUCAUGUCUGAACAGAGAUUUGAACCUAAAUCUCACACAUUCUGGAACAUACUAUUUUAAAAAAAUUGUUGUACCUUGAAACCUUAGGGUGAAGGGCGGGUAAUUAAUAAUAAUAAUAAUACCACAUCUUUUCACCUGGGUCCUAAGUCUCAAUACCCAUUAUCCAUGGACUCUGAAAGAAAAGCAUAACAGGGAAGGAAUUUGGCAAUAUCCAGGGGAGAAAGAAAGUCAUGUGAGGGGUUGGAGAGUACAUAGUAAGCUUACAAUACUAAGAGGUGGUCUGAGGACUUUACAUCCAUUAAAAAAGAAAAAAAACUUUGUUAAAAGUAAGAGCUAGGGCAUGUAGCUACAAAGCCAUGUGCUUUCAAACCAGCCCUGGAAUAUCCCUGGAAAUUGUGCUACCUGAUAAUGUAGCAUUAUUUCUAGAAUAAAAAAAAGAUGGUCCCUCUGUGAACCCACCAAAAGUUCAGCAAGGUGGAAUGUUCAGAAUAACCCUAGCCUAUAUUUUAGCUUCUGGACAGAAAUAUAGUAGAGCUGGGUAGAUAGCAAAACAGAAAUUUAAUCACCUUUGUGUCAGCUGGCAGAGCUAUGCCUCUGCCUCUGUUGAUCAACCUGUGGAACAAACCAUAUGCCAAUCCCUGUAAUAAGAGUUCCUUGAUUAAAUAACAUGCAGAGGGGAAAAUGGAGAAUUAUUAACAAUGAUUUAAGUAAGCAGUUUCCCAAGUUUCUCUCUCUCUCUCUCUCUCUCUUUCUCUCUCUGUCUUUCUCUCUCUCUCCUGCAUUUAUCAUGAAUUUAAUUUUUGCUCUUUAUACUCCCUGUCUUCCCAAAUUAAUGUUCCAGUUUUCAUCAGGCCUUGUACAAAGCUCAAACUGGAUUCCUUAAUGCAGAAGCAGGUUAUGAUGAAGACAUUUGUAAUAUUGUGGGUUAACCUAUUUGCACAAGAAGCACUCCAAUUGACUUAGGUCAUAGCCUCACCACACAAUUAAAGUACUCUUACAUCACUUUAACAGUCAUGGCUUCCCUCAAAGACCAUUGGGAACUGUAGUUUGUUAAUGGUACUGGGAACUGUAGCACUGUGGGCUGUCUCCUAACAACUCUCAGCACUGUUAACAAGCUACAGUUCUCAGGAUUCUUUGGGGGAAGCCAUGGCUGUUAAGGUGGCUUUCAAAGUUGCGUAGUGACUGUGCAGUGUUAUUAUGAAAAGUCAGAGUAAUGUUACAAAUGAUUGAAUAACCCAAAGCCUGUGUUCUCCAGUACUCUUAAGAAACUCCUUGCUUGAUUAGAUGAAAAGUCUACCUAGUCCAGCAUUCUCUUCAUAACUGUUCUCUCUAGAACAGUAUCACCUGUUCUAGAAGUUCACAAUCAUGACCUGAAAGGCUACCCGCUGUUUGUCUCUGGCAUGUAACAUGAUUUAAGUAUAUUGUGAAUCAUAUGAAUGUAUUUUUUCCCCUAAAUAGAAAUGGAAAAGAGUAAGAAAAACCUGAAAAAAAUUAUAGAUUAGUCCAGGGGUCGGCAAAGUUUUUGUGGCUUGGGCCAGUUCCUGGUCCUGCAGACGUUGCGGUGGGCUGGAGUGCGCACGGAUGCACGCAUGCUCAAACGCUAUUUCUGGCACUCCUUCUGGCGUGGAGGCCCAUGGGCCUUAGGUUGCCAACCCCUGGAUUAGUCACUUUCAUCAACUGUUAUAAACAGAAAGCUAUUUUUUAAAAUUGCUGUAUCAUUGCUUUUCUUACCACUGAUUAAAAAACCCGCAGCUAAUUCCGCUAACAAUUUGUCUCUGUUGUAACUAGGCAAGUUUACAUGCAUUGAAGUUCGAUUCCACCUUGAAAGGCAGAUGGGCUAUUAUCUCAUUCAGAUGUACAUACCCAGCCUCCUAAUUGUCAUACUUUCCUGGGUGUCCUUUUGGAUCAAUAUGGAUGCGGCACCAGCAAGAGUGGCUUUAGGAAUAACAACAGUUCUCACCAUGACAACACAGAGUUCAGGGUCACGGGCUUCCCUGCCAAAGGUAUGCAAGCUCUUGGACUUUAUAUAUUUCUCUGUGUGUGUUUUGCUCCUCCUUGAACAUGGGGCUAUUUCCCCCCCCCCAUAUAUUGUGUGUUAGCCCUCCUAGUCUUAAAACAUGUGCGCUAGCAAGAUAUGUACAGUAUAGCACAGUUUAUGGAAGAACUGCAGUAGCAAAGGACAUUUUCACCUUGUAAAUUAACCUUAAACUGCUUUAAUCAUUUUCAACCAUGUCAAAUUCUCUGCUGGUAGUGGAAAUGUAGAUUCUCAUUGGAGAUUUUCCUUACUGUGCAGCAGGGCGUUUGUUUUAUAUUGCUCUACUCCCUUUUGUGCCACAUUCCCUCAGAACCUCUUAGGAUCAGUCAAUAGUGCUUUCUUGUGACAACUACUUUUGGAAGCAAAAGUACUUAAGACAGGCAGUUAUAUUAGACCCGCACAUGUGGAACUGUCCAGAGAUUUGCUGAGAUCCAAGCUGAGGGCUAGAGCUGAAGCUGUAGUUGCCAUGAUGCUGCUACCAAGAAUAGCUUCCCUGAGGCAAACAAUACCCGUUCCUGGUCAUAAUCUUUGUAAAUGCUCAUUGUUGUCUUAGCCCAUCAUCUUGUAAGUUUUGGGCUUUCUCCAGAUACCACCAAGAAUCCAGUGAGGGUGGAUUCACAAAUCAUGGGGUAUCUCAUGCUAUUGAUACUUGCAAACAUUAUAAUUGAAGAGAAAGUGUGUUUUCAGCAGAAUCUGGAUGGGGGGUGGCUAGUGUACCUUCAUAAACCUUGAAAGAUCUUUUCAGUGGGGCAAGAUUUGGGGAUUAAAGCUAAACCAUUUGUGUAGUGCACUUCAGCCUUUAUUUCAAUUAUAUGUGUAAAUCUCUAUAUAGCUGCACUUGAACGACUAAGCUAGGUAUGAUAAUAAAUCUAUGAUUACAAAACCUGCUGUUCAGAAGUAGUAUUGCAACUCUCUUGUGCAAUAGCCACUUGAUACCCAUUGCCAUAAAAUAGUGAAUAUAGUUGUAAGUAGUAGCUUUAUUUAUUUUUCUCCUGAACACAUUUUUGGCAGUUACAACACCCUGAUUUGUACAUACAGGUCUUACAAUUCCCUGUAGUUCACAGGGUGAUGGCAGACAUAAAGCAUCACUAGUGUGAGAUCUCUGUUAUUUGAUUUACUGUUUCAAGGUCAAAUUCCGUUUCCUUUCACUUUGAAGAAACCCUGAUGCUGACUUCAACAGAACAGUACAUCAAUAUAACUGAAACUAAAAAGUGCUCUGAAGUGUUGUACUGUUUGAAACUUUUACUACUAGAUGUUCAGUUCUGAGAAAGAAUUGGCCAGUGUCUCUGAAGAAAAGAAAUAGUCCACUUGGCUGUAUAGCGUAAUUUCUUUUGUCAUAAUGGAUGUGGUGAGGAACUGGGCUAAAAUACUGUGUUCAGCACCUAAAAGUGGAAUAUUUGCUGCUUCUUUAAAUAGCUCCAAAUGCUUCUAGAUAUGUACUACAUCCCAGCUAUUCAUAAGAGAAAAGUUAAAAUAUUUCUUUCUAACUCCAAAGCUUUUUUGAUGCAAAGCUAAAGUUAUGACUGUUUUGAAUAGCUGGGAUGCACUAUUUUGUAGUUAAAGGAUACUGUUGGAAGGGAGAGCAAUGACAACCUCUCGGUUUAUGGCCAAUGCCUCCCCCAAGACCCCUUUAACGGGGAAACCUGGUAUCACCGCCGCAAGGGGGGCACGGGUCACUGCUUCACACACACACACCCCAUGUAGGAAGAUAGACUAAAGGAUUCCGCCCAAGGCCUGAAACCACCAAAGUUGUGACAUUUUGCUACGGGAAAGGCAAAACCUGCCAAUUCAGGAAAAUUCCUUUCUGGCCCUUCAACAGCGACCCUGACAUUUAGCUUUUUAAAGUUGUUUUCCUGAAUAGGAAAGUGAAAAUUUCCUAUUUAGGCAAACAACUUUAAACAGCUAAAUGCCUGAUGUGAGCUCAUCUGCUCUUGAUUUUAGUAUGUGUAAGUGGAUGCAACAGGACUCUCCUCUUGUCCUUCCUGCAACCCUGCCCCCCCCAAUCUUCCACAGUGGGUUCCCGAACCCCACAAUGUAGAUUUCAGGGAUAGGUGGGUGCAGCGGAAAGAGAAGGGCAAGUGCUGUUACAUGAACAGAAGUCCAUUCCAAAAGCAGCUGGCAUCAUUGGAUCUUACCACCAGCUUAAAUCCUAAAAUAAGUUAAUUUGUGGAACUCUACCCAUCUAAGCUGGGAAUGGGAACCAUAUGAUGAUGUGGGGACAUGUGGAGCUCAAAGACAUAGCCAUAUCUAGAAUAAUAAUACAUUUUUGUUAGAUUCAAAAAUAUUCAGUGGGUGAGAUUGUGAGCAUUUGGGCUGAGGUUUUGUUCCUUCCAUACCAACAAUUGGGAGACACUGGCCUGCGAGCGCUCCAAUUGGAAAACAGCCUUUACCAAAGGUGUCAUGGGCUUUGAAGACACUCGAACUCAGGACGGUAGGGAGAAAUGUGCUAAGAGAAAGGCACGCUUGGCAAAUCCACACCGUGUUCAACUCCCGCCUGGAAACACAGUGUCCCCACUGUGGAAGGACGUGUAGCUCCAGAAUUGUCCUCCAUAGUCACUUACAGACUCACUGUUAAAACCGUAUUUAUGGAAGACAAUCUUACUCAGCUACGAAUUAUUGCCAAAGAAGAAAGAAGAAUGAUUUGCAAUGCUGUGUUAGCACAAUAGCUGGUAGGUUUCACCCUAUAUAUUUAUAUGUAAUGGCACAGGAAAUCUUAGGAUAGUGCUUUUAGUGUGAAGUGUUCAGGAAAUGUUACUUUUAUGGGAAAUAUAGAUUUGGCCUUUGCCCUUUCCCCCCGUAAAACUAGCUUUCUCUCUGGGCUUGGGGAAACACAUUUCUCUUUCCUUGACAUUAGGAGACACUGCACUUCCCAUCUGUGUUUCUAAUACCAGCAGUCUUAUACUCUGUGCUAUCUAUAGGUCUCGUACGUCAAGGCUAUUGACAUCUGGAUGGCUGUAUGCCUGCUUUUUGUAUUCUCGGCACUUCUGGAAUAUGCAGCUGUAAACUUUGUGUCAAGGCAGCAUAAAGAACUUUUGAGAUUCCACCGAAAGAGGAAGAAGAACAAGGUAAAUAUGACAGCCAUUGGUUAAAGAAAUACAGGCAGCAGAAAGGGCUGUCUGCUUUGUGACAAUGGUACAGUGUCUUAGGAGUGGCUGUACAAGUAACAUGUUAACACAGGAUAACAUUCUGUCUGCCUAAGGUCAGCACAAGGCCUGUGUAAUUCACAAAUCCCGCUGAAACCUUCAGAGAAAGGAUUAAAAAGGGAUUUAAGUGGGACAAGAGCCUUGUGGAAGCUUGCUGCACAGAGUUUAAUUUCACCCUCUGAGAAUAAUAGCAGAUUGCCCGUUCACGAUGGAAACUGAUGGUUUGAAAUGUGUUAAAAUAAUUUGCUACUAUGGUUCAGUGGAAGACCUUGAUAGAUGUAUUCACAUUUGUUUAAUCUACUUACUUAUAUAAGACUUGUUUUUGGUACUUUUGUAUUGGGGAGUGGCAAGAGAGGGAAUUAGACGUUGCAUGUAUUUAGCAGUUCGAUUCCACACUUACAGAGUCAAUAUGGAUUUAUCUAUUUAUCAUGACCUUUUUAAAAUGGGUUGUGCAGCAAGUUGAAGAUGAGCCCACAAAAUAACCAAAGGGGUUAGGAAUCUGAGCAGGGGUACAAGGACCCUGAGGACAUAGUUGCAUCAUAGGAAGGAAGGACACCUAUGACUGAUCCUCUGGAGAACAAGAAGGGGCUGGAAACUGCAGCAGGAAAUAAUAUAUGGAUGCAGACGGCCACCACAAAUCCAUAUCACAUUCUCUACAUCAGGGGUCUCCAAUCAUGUUUUUACUAGUGGGCACAUUUUGAAUUUGCUGCUGGUGCCUGUCACAAAAUGGCUGCCGUGGAGGGGGAAUGGCAUAAAGCAAAAUGUCUGCCACAAAGAGCAUGGCAUAACACAAAAUUAGAGAGACAACCACCCUAACAACUCUAUGCUUCUCAUGGGAAGUCAACUGUGUCCUGCUGGUCCUGAUUAUGGCGUCACACACAAACUGGUGCUGUUCCCGUCUAACAACAACAGGGAGCAUUCCUCAGUACCAGAGGGAAAAUGUAAGGUAACCAUACCACUCUCAUUUCACAUAAAUUGCUUAGAAGGUGCCUUCCCAUAACUUCAUCUCUGGGAGGGCUAGAAGCGUUCUAGGAAGGAAGGAAGGAAGGAAGGAAGGAAGGAAGGAAGGGAAACUCAUUGUGUAGCACUACUAGAAGACUUUGUGGGUGCCAUGACACCUGUGAGCACCAGGCUGGUGGCAUGCUCAAAGUAAAGCACUCUAGAUGUUGUAAGUGGAACAAAACAAUGCAAGAUGUUUAACACUCACCCCACACACAACUUAAUAGACAUCAACCAUUUUAUAAGUUGUAAUACAUUUUCAUUUCUUUUUUGCACCAAUAAAAAUAGAUGCAAAUGAGUAUCCAAGGACAAGAAGAGUGCCAAUGUGAUCCUAUAACCCAACAGCUCCUUAUGGGUGGUGACUAAUGUAACUCUCAUUGAGGGCUGGGCUGUAAAGUCCUCCUGUUUCAAAGCUGACAUUCGUCUUUCUUCCCAGAUAACAGCAGGAAUAAAAUUCAGUCACACGACACUGAGUCUUGACAAAUCUUAAAAUGUUUUAUCAUAUUAUAAAAUGACUGGUAUUCAUGGGACAAUGAGUUAACUCCAAUAUUCUUCUUGGUACCAAAUGCAACACAAAUUUAAAUACAUAAACAAAUGCACAGAUGUUUUAUAGGCUUACACAGUUAGAGGUGACCUAGAACUUAGAAGUAUUUAACAUUGCUAGCAGAUGAGCUCCAAUCAUCCAGAUUAUAAUGUGAUAGAAUCUGCAGAAGUGAGAAUCUGUAUCAUGCUGAAGCCCCUAUGGAACAAAAAUGAAUUUUAGUGAACACGGGCAAAUAGUUGGUUCCAUUUCAGUUUGUAAGAGGAAUGGAUUUUCUCAUUGGUAAAUUGGAACAUGUAAUUGGAUUUCAUUAACAACCUGCAAUAUCCUUCUUUGCUUCUUCCUUUUGAUCUCAGAUAAUUAUACAGCUUAGUUUCUAAUUUUUUAUCCAUCUGACAGUGGUUAAACAGUCACUAGUUUUCUAGUUUAGGACUUUUAAUUUUCUUUUUCUUUUUAAUCUGCAGUCAGGUUAAAAGAAAAAAGAAAAAACUUGGCCAGUUGGAUUUUAUCUAACCAGGAGAUGAGCAGAGAUCAAGAAAUAAAAAUUUUCCAUAGGGCUCUAUCCAACUAAGGUUUACUCAGUGUCAAUCCAUUGAAUUUUUUUGGUAUUAAUUCAUUUAAGUCCAUUGAUUUCAUGGGGUCUAGUAUGAAUAUGACUUAGUUGGAUACAACCAUAAGGUAUCUGUUGCGUUCUACAUUUAUUUCCUUUCAUGAACAUUAGAAGCAUGCUGUGUAAAUUGAUCAAAGAAAUGUGCUGCUUAACACAGUACAGUCGUACCUUGGUUCUCGAAUGGCUUAGUUGCCAAACAAAUUGGCUCCCGAAUGUCGCAAACCUGGAAGUAACUCCUCUGGUUUGUGAACAUUUUUCGGAAGCCGAACAUCCAACACGGCUUCCGCUUAAGUACCGGAAGCUCCUGCAGCCAAUCGGUAGCUGCGCCUUGGUUUUUGAACAGUUUUGGGAGUCGAACAGACUCCCAGAAUGAAUUAAGUUUGAGAACCAAGGUACCACUGUAUUCCAUUUCUGACAUAGCAAUAUUAAAUACUAUAUGGGAAUGUGGUCAGAAUAAUGAAACUGCUAUUCAAUAAUCAUAUGCCAUCCACUCAGAGUUUCUCACAUAUAGAUAGCUAUUUUAUACACUAUCAGGCCAAUGAUCUAGAAACCUGUUAAUGAUUUUGGAAUCUGACUUCAACAUUCCAGAAUUGAGAAUGAAUGAUUGGUUGGAUUGUCCCUUGGUGAGAUGAUUAUUGACAUUUAAUUGUUACAUUCCUUCCUGAUUAGAGAACCAUUGUUAGCUAAAUUCCCCUCCUUUGCUUUGCUGAAUAAUGCUUUGUCCAUAUAAUCUGUAGACUGCAAAUGCUGUAUGCAUGAUACAGCAUGGAACAAAUACCGGUAUGUAUAUUUGCACAGAGGUACAUUUGAUUUCCAUAAUUCUUCCACUUUUUGGAAGGAUUCUUUUUGCAGUCAAACCUGUGUUCAUAUGGAUGUAGAUGUGUACGUCCCACCUUCCUUACAGUCUAUAUGCAAUGGGAAAUGCAUAGGAGCACAGUCUCUCAUCACACACACAACGUUUUGAGACUGCAGGAAUUAGUGCUGAAACAGUCUCCUGGUUAGAGGUUUCUGGUUGAAUAUCCAGGUCAACAAAGUGUAGUAGACUGAAAAAGUGAAAUGAUCAGAGCUACAGUGCUGGACCAGUCUCUGUUCUAGGACAAGAUGUAGAAAAUACUCCCCCUUUUUCAACCCUUCCAGUGUCAAAUUCACCACAGUUCCUCCUAUUAGUUCUUGGAGUGAAGUUGUGAUCAGCCAACCACAGAUACGUAAAUAUUUUGUGAGAUUUCAUUUAGGUUUUCCUUUUUUAUUAUUAUUCUUGUCAAGCAUUCAUUUAAUGGAAUCACUUCAUGUAUCACUUCAAUUUAUGUCAUUCAAACAUGCUUUUGGUGUUACUUAUUUUUCCUAGUGAGCUAUAUAACUGAGGGAGAAAACAAGUGGCUUGACCUUUUCCCAAAACAACACCAGCUCCGGAGAGCUUCUAGUUGAAAAAAUGCCCACAUGAGAAAUUAGGCCUGGGGAGGGGAGCCCACCAGCCCACAAAUGCCACCAAUUAUCUUCUUAUUCUUUUGUUUUUUAAACUAAAAUCUGGAGAUUAUUCCUGCUAUAGGCAGUCGAGCAAAUAGCCACUUACAGCCUCCAACUAACACAAGAAAUAGCAAAAAAUUAAAUGUUAAAUAGUAAAUUCUGUAUUAUGUGCAGAUUAUUAAAUAACAGAUCGUUUGAUAAUGACAGGUAUCAGGUGCCAAGUAUCAAAUAUUGCUCAAUGAGAAAUAAUACGUGGGAAAAUAUGGUAAACCAGCAGUCCUAACAGACAAUGUGUCGAACACUGCAUACUGAUGCAUAUAAAAUAUCACAUGUCAAAGAUCAGAUACUUUUGGAUGAGCACUGAAUAUUAGAUAUUGAAAAGUCAAUUGAUGCUUAACCUUGAAAUCUGCACCAGAUAGUUCCAGGGUUGAGCUGCAGUUGCAAAUUGACUUCAGCUGCUCUGUUUAGAAUACUCAGAAGCUAAUACUACAAACAAGUAAAUUCAUGGACAGGUUUCCGCACUACCUGCUGAAAUCAUCAUUACAGCAAAGAGAGAGGUUGUGGCCCUCACACUUUAUGGCAUGUUCUACAGCCACGGCACACGCAUGGGAAAACUGAUGUGGAUUGGAACUUGCCACAACUUUUGACAUAGUAUAGGCAAGUAUCCUGACAAAACAAGCAGACAACAUCUGCUGUCCUAUGUCUCCCCUAGUCCACAUGGUGGGCAAACCAUAGACCCCUCAGAAGCCUGGAUGUGGGGCAGCUCAGCCCCUCAGGCAUAUUCUGAUGCUGUAGUGAGACACUCCCAAGACCCCUUAUGAGGUGGGUCCCCCUUUCAAUAUGUUAUGAAUCCCAACCAAAUAAUAAUUGUGACAAUAAAUAUUUUUAAAAAACAAAAACAAAAAACAACCUCAUAGCUUCUUGGCCAGUUGUAGCUGCAAGUAACAUUCCUUCCUAAGCCUAAUAACCAGUGAUGAACCAAAGCCCGUAGCAACGAUGCCCAUUAUCUGAAAGAAGGUAGGUAGGAAACAUGACCAGUACCCAAAUUUAUAAUCUAGGAACAGGCCUGUGGAAACAGGUUAUCCCUCAGAUCUGCUUGCCCAGCUCUACCCUCUGGACUUCCAAUUGGCUUCUAUGAGCAGGACCGGCCUGGACCUCAAGGGAGGUUCUGAGGGGGAGGAAGUGGCUCCCUUCCAUCAUGCCACAUGGGCAUUGCACAAAGUGGGCUCCCCACAUAACGAUGGGGAGCUGCACCUUCUGAAAUAUUUUUGAGAAGAGAGAACAUCACAUCUAUGAGGGGUAUCAGUAAUACAAGCAUGGAAAACAUACAGCAGCUGAUUUAAAAAAUAGUGAUUGCAACUGGAAACUUUUGGAAGAGGCGUUGGGAAAUUGUGUACUUAUAUUUUGAAGAUUCUGCAGUCAUCUGUGUAAGUUGGGGUUUUGCCUUUGCAUGAAUCAGUAUCACUAAAUUCAUGAACUGGAUCUAAAGAUAUUUAGGAUGAAUGCAUCUAAAAUUCACACCCAUUUUGCCCUUUAAAAAGCACUUACAGGGGUUGCAGAGAGUAAGUUGGAGGUGUAUCAUAAAUAAAUGAUACAUAUGGAUAUUGCUUUGCUUGUUGGCAUUUCCACUUUAAAAGAAGCAAGCAUGCAUACUAAUUUUGUGCUUGUGUUGAAGGAAAUAUAGUGUUACAUCUAAGGCUACAUUUUACUAGUCUUUAUUUACUUUUCAACUUUUCUUCAACCUUUUAACCCAAGUUCUAAAUGCCAUACUACUUGUAGACUAGGUUGAUUAUAUGUUUUUUUCACUAAUAAUCAUUUUCUUUUUUCCCUUUUAUUUUCUUUUGUUGUCUUUGUGGUCUGCCUUCCAUUUUGAUGAAAGUUUUAUGAGGGAGUGCUUGAUGGAAAUGAAAUCAAUGAAUCAUUGCGGCGUAGCAAUGGCUUGAGAAGUACAGAAUUCAUAGACGGGACUUUGCCUCAAAUCUACAAUAUAAAUUUAAGGGUAAACUAUGUAGAAGAUGUCCCAUUUGUCCUAACAUGCUACCCAGUCAUUAACAAAGGCCCAGUCCAUUUGUCUGAACUAAUGUCUUUCCAUGUGGACUCUGUGAACUUCCAUUACUACUUCUGUGUGAUGAUACAUAUUGUUACUAGAGAGGUUCAGCCUCCCUUCACCAUGGAAAUAAAAUUUGUGGUGGUUAAUUUUGAGCUCGUAACAUAGAAUUCACAUCUGAUUUUCUUUCUCCUCAAAACAUGGUUUAGAAAUUAAUACAUCUAAAUAUGGUACACCUAAAUACUUCCACAAAAACAAUAUAAAUAUUAAGAAACAAUUAAGGUUUCCUAUACUGAGGCAAUGUUAAAGCAUUGCCAGGAUCUGAGAGACCUUCAGUAGAUAAGCAAAUAAGUCAGUGAUAGGGUGCCCCUUGUGCCCAGGGUCCAGAAGAAGCAACCUCUCACCAUUUACUAAUGCAGCUCCAGAUCUACUUCUUUGAAAGGAGCAUGAAUAUGCUUCGCACAUGACCACUGUGAAAUGAUCUAAUAUUGUCUGCUUCACUCCUACUGUGUCUUUGUAAAGAAGCAUAUGCAUUUCUCAAAAGCUACUGGAGACGGUGGGAUAGGUUCUGGAAGCUUCAACGAUUCAGCCACGCAACUGAGUGUCAGGUGCAUUCCAUAAUCUUAAAUGUACUCAAGUGGGCACUUCAUGAGGGCCCUACACCAGAGUAAGCUUAAGGGGCCUGGUAUAAAGUACAUCUGUGGUAUGUGAGACCUUAUAGUUUUGGUCAGUCAAGGAGAACAGGAGACAGUGCAGCAGAAAUCAGGUACAAUCCUUAAUAUCACAACAAUUCAAAAAGACGUGGUGUAGAGAGGUGAUGGAUUGAAUAUUUGUAAAUGUUUCUAAGUGGUAUGUUUAAGUAGGUCCUCUUGCUAUAAAAAUUAAUCAGAUUAUUAUUUUUAUCUGAGAAAGGCCCAGUUCACAUGAGUGAGUGUGUGUGUGUGUGUGUGUGUGUGUGUGUGUUACAAAGGUAAUACUAGCUUCAGAAUAUUCUCAAUCUGCUACAACUGAUUGUGGGCAUCUCCAUCAAUGCGUAUAGGCUGAGAGUCUUGUUGGCCCUCAUGGCCAUGUGCCAUAUGAAAGGCUACCACAUGCAUGUGGCAAGAUCUAGCAGCCAUUUGACAGCCAUUUAGAAAUCAUUCUGUCAUUUUACCAGAUGCCACUACAAAUCCAAAAUCUAAUUUGGGUGGGAUUAAAUUUCCCCAAAACGUUUCUAGAAAAGAAUCUGGUAGUUCAAUCCAUCUCUCUGUCACUAAAAAUGGCAGACAGGUGUGACCAUACUGUGGCAGCACAAUGUUAGUAAUAGUAAAAGGAUUGCAAUUGCAUUAUUUGCAGGCAAUAAGAGAAUGCUGAAUUAUGAAUAAUAUGGAAAAAAAAAUAUUGAAUGUGACUUCAUUCCGUUGAAUGAUGCAGGAUACAUAGACAGGUUGAAAUGAUAAUAUAAUACAUUGCUAGGGGUUUAAAAUGGGUUCCAUAUUAGUAGAAUCUACAUGCCUGAUAUUUGCUGACCAUGUAUAUCAAGCUUUAUAUAUAAUUGCCUAGGGUUAACUAUAAUGAAGAAGUUAUAUUUCACAGUAUUUGAAGUAAAAACAAGAUUUUUUUAUUAUUUUGAAUCAUGUCAUACCAUUCAUGUCCUAUUUUCAUUUUGUAUCUUUGUUAUUCUUCAUUUGUUAGCAAUCCACAGCUUAUUUAUUUCCUUGUUGUGUUCAAUCUUCAUUUAUUUUUGUUUAUCAGGGGUGGGGAGGCAGCCAUACCUGCAGGAAAGCCAAUGUAGACUUUCAUGUUAAAAAGAGCUCUCUUUGGAUACCAGUUAAUGUUUUCAGUUCAUCCUGUUUGUGAGUUCUUCUGGAUACACCUGCAGACUUUGAAAGCAAUUUCCUCUUUAUUGUUGCACUGAUUUCACUAUUUCGCAGUGAACAUUUUUAAUCAAGCUCAGCUGCAGACUAAGUACAUAGUCUAGAGAAAGUUAGGAGCGCGGAAGUCUCCUAGAAACAAUAAUCCCUUGUCAUGGAACUCUAUGUCAUGUUUCCUCUAGAAGGUACUGUAUGGAAAUAAUGCAUCUGUAUUUCUUGAUAAAAUAAUUGUGUAUUGCCUUCUUUUGUUUUUAAGACCCUUUAAAAUCAAUCAAUGAUGUAAUAAUUUUAAUGGCAAUCUUUACCCAUCAUUUGGCAUAAUCACACAUCACCUUUUAAUGUGAUAAAGUUACCAACAGGUAACUCUUUCAAUCUCAUUUUGUAUGAAUAUGGUCUCACAUUAAGGAAACUAGUAUUUAACACACUGGGCAAAGGAUUUUUUUUUUAAACAAAUGUUCCCUUGGAGGGCAAAGCACCACAUCUCACCACAUGAGGGAGUGCCUUGAAAUGGAAUAUUCAACAUACUAAAAUGCCAUAGCAAAAAUCUUCACGUGACAUUAUCUUGGCAGAGUUAAUCUGGAAGCUGUCCAGUACUGAGCAGUACUAAAGUCAGGAAUCUUCUGGUUUUGAGGCCCACCCCCCAGUCUGCCAACAGUUGCUCUGCUGCAUGCAAGCUGUCCCUUGCUCAAAAGGGGAGGAAGAAAACACAGAACAAGAUGAUUCAGAAACUCUCUCUCUCUCUCUCUCUCUCUCUCUCUCACACACACACACACACACACACACACACACACUGAUACCUAGCUAUGUUCACAUCCUGUUCUUGGGAGGUCUUGCCAGCAAAGCCUUCCAGCCAGUGACGAAGCUGCAUGCUCCACUACCGGGGGAGGAGAGCAGGCGGGGGCGUGAUGGUGCCCUGGGGGUGUGGCGCACAUCCUGGAGGUGUGGCAUGCCACCCAUGGGGACAUGACAUGUGUUCUGGGGGUGUGACACGCCACCUGUGGGGGUGUGGCACCCGGCACAUGGGGGUGUGCGGCACGUGUCUGGGGAGGUGCUGCGAUGGCACCCUACCAGAAUAUAGGUCUGGGGGAGGUCUGCUCCCUCUGCACCCCCGUUCCUCCGCCAGUGCUUCCAGCCAGUGGAGCCUUCCAGCAGCCAACUAGGGGGGCUUCUGAUGGAGUUGUUUCCACUCCAUUGGCAAGCUGGCAUUUCCCUUUCUCUGGGGAUGGGUACCAUCAAAUGUAAGGAGGAUAGGUACAAGGAAGUUUCUACCAAGACAGCCUUUACAGUUUUAGGGUGGUUUUAAAGGGGGUUUUUCUUUUCCCAGGUUAUUUUUAUUUAUUUAUAUAUGUAUAUACCACUACAUCUGACAAACUAUAUCAACGUGUUUUAGAACAAUAAAACAUAAAACCAUACAAUAAAAAACAUAGAAAGGUUAAAAAAAAGACAUUAACCAAUUAACCAUUGUGGAAGUACGCAUUCUUAAUUGCCUGCAUAGUCCUGGUGGAAUAAAAAGUUUUCAGCCAGCACUCAAAAGAUAGCACAGAAAGUGCUUGCUUGUUGUGUGUUGUUGUCCAAUAACCCUCACCAACUUUUGUUGUUUUGUAGACAGUUGGUAUGAAAGCAGUAUAUGUCAAAGAGGUGCUUCUAGGUUUUCAAAAAUGCUAGAUUUCAAAAGCAAAGGUGCAACAUUUUUUGUGUUGGGUUCCUUUGAAACCACUUGGGAGGGUUGGAGAACUAAAUGAAGAAAAGGAUUUACUUACCUUCCUGUGGUUUGGGCAGAGUUAUGUAUGAAAAUAGCAAAUGUUGUAGAAAUGCCUACAGAUCAGUAACCGGUAACGUUUCAGGAGAAUUAAUUGGUGCAGGGGAUAAGGACUUGUGAUCAAUAAAAGCAGUUUGUGGGUUUUGCGGGGAAAUUUAUGCUCAGUUGAGAACAGUCAGUUCCUUCUUUUUCAUCACUCCUAAUGUAGAAAAGUUAUUCCCUCUUUGGAAGGUAGAUCUGUCAGAAAGAAAACUAAAGUCCCCUUCCUGACCUUAUGCAAAAAAAAGAUCUUUGCAUUAGACACUUGAAAUUUCAAAGAGACCAACAAUCUGAGUCUAUUUGAUGCUUCAGGAGCAGCUCAGUUCAAAGGAGACCCACUUUGCCUUGGAAGAUCCCCAAAUCUCUCUGAAUCUUCCUGAUUCAAUCCAAAAUUCGGUAUCCAUCUGAACCAAGUACAGUGGUACCUCGGGUUACAAACACCUCGGGUUACAAACACUUCAGGUUACAAACUCCGCUAACCCAGAAGUAGUACCUCGGGUUACAAACUUUGCCCCAGGAUGAGAACGGAAAUUGUGCAGCGGCAGUGGGAGGCCCCAUUAGCAAAAGCGUGCCUCAGGUUAAGAACGGUUUCAAGUUACGAACGGACCUCCGGAACAAAUUAAGUCCAUAACCCGAGGUACCACUGUACACACUUGUAAUGGUCAUCUGGGCCAUUAACUAUUAUUGCAUGUAUCCUGGUAACAGCCCAGUUCUAGCCCAGGAUCACAAGUUAACAUAGUUAUUAUGAGAGGUGUGAUUAUUAUAUACUGUCCUCCACUGCAGAAGCAACUGAAAGCUACAACUAUCCAGCUACAGCCAGGGCCUUUUUUUUUCCCAGCUGAAACUUGCCAGAACUCAGUUCUGGCACUUCUCAGGUGAGUGCCACUGCCUUGUUCUUUAACAGAACAAGGGAGGUGUUUGUGGUGAAUUCCGGCACUUCUUUUUCUAGAAAAAUAGCACCUGCUACAGCUAACAAGAUCAUCUAUAGGCAGAUGUAAGAUAACCAUCCUAAGAAACAUAAUACUCAGUGACAGGCAGGAACAGAUAUUGGAUUUUAAAAUUUCUCACAUGGGCAGAUGUCAAAAGCCCUAUGCAGAUAUGUAGAUUUAAUUGUUUUAGUGAAUACAGAAAGGAGAGCAUACUGCUCCACAACCCCUGCAAUUGACUUCCCACAUUGGACAGGAAGGUCAGAAGGGGUUUCUGUUAGUGUGUCCAGAUGAAUGUUAAUUCACCAGAUUGCAGAAAAGAUGUUCAACUGGCCAUGCUUACAAUCUCCAUUCAGACAAUUUCAUUCAAUGCAAGAAGCUUGAAGGAGUUGAUGGAACCAGGAUUCAUGCUUCAUAGAUGAAAUAACCAACGAGUACUUUAGAAUUAAGGGAUGCGGGUGGUGCUGUGGGUUAAACCACAGAGCCUAGGACUUGCCAAUCAGAAGGUCGGUGGUUCGAAUCCCCGCAAUGGGGUGAGCUCCCGUUGCUUGGUCCCUGCUCCUGUCAACCUAGCAGUUCCAAAGCACAUCAAAGUGCAAGUAGAUAAAUAGGUACCGCUCCGGCCGGCGGGAAGGUAAAUGGUGUUUCUGUGUGCUGCUCUGGUUCGCCAGAAGAGGCUUAGUCAUGCUGACCGCAUGACCUGGAAGCUGUACGCCGGCUUCCUCGGCCAAUAAAGUGAGAUGAGCGCCCCAACCCCAGAGUCGGCCACGACUGGACCUAAUGGUCAGGGGUCCCUUUACCUUACUUUAGAAUUAUUGAAUUGUGACUCAAAUAGAAAUCAAAUUGCAGCCAGCACAGCAGUAGUUGGGCUACUGGUAUUACUGCAUUUGCAGCAGCUGAUUAUAUUGUGGGCGGGGAGGAUAUAGAGCGAUAGUUUUAAUAUUUUUUUGAAUAGUGAUAUAAAGGGUCUCGAAGAUUUCAGUUGUUAGAAUUUCCAGGUGAAACCUUUUCCUGUUUAUUUAUUUUUACAGGAUGAAGAUUCAAGAGAAAAUCGGUUCAGUUUUACAGGCUAUGGAAUGGGGCCACCAUGUAUACAAGCAAAAGAUGGAGUGGUUCCAAAAGCACCAAACAAUCCAGUUCAACCUGCACCAAAAAGCCCUGAAGACAUGAGGAAGGUAUUCAUUGAUCGGGCCAAGAAAAUUGACACCAUCUCCCGAGCCUGUUUCCCACUAGCCUUUCUGAUAUUCAACAUUUUUUACUGGGUCAUCUACAAAAUCGUUCGGCACGAGGACAUUCACCAAAAACAAGAUUAAGGUUUCCAGUGCUUAACGGUUCUGGUUCUCUAUUACUAUGGUACAAAUACCGAUUGGCUCAUAAAGGGCGUGGAGGGAAAAAAUCACAUUUGACUUGCUAUGCAAAGUCACAAAAGGAUAGAAGAGUGGAAUCCGAAGAAGCUACAGUAUCUGCUGCAACAGUGAUUCAACUUCUUAUUAGCUAAAAGUAGCCAGCUUUUGCAAAGAAAAACCACAACCUUCUAAAUUAAAACUCUACUGCCAAUGUAUUUAUAGAUGCUGUUCCAUAAUGGUAUAGUAUUUUCUGACGUUUCUUGCAGCAAAGUGCCAUAUUAACAGAAAUGCUAUUCCACUUUAAAGUUUCCUUUAAACUUUAUAAGUCAAGAUUUGCCAUGGGGGGGGGUGCUUAAAAAAAGAAGUUUCCCUUUAAGUGACGAAGCACAUUUUCUCAAUUUAAAGACACUGCCAAUGUCUUUUAUAAUAAACACCGAGCAUACAUUAGGCUGCACAUUAAAGAGAGAAAUCUCAUAUAAAAUACUUCAUAAUGACACAAUCCACUUACUCUGUGAAAUGCUGCUGGUGUUUUUGGUGAGGCUUCAGUUCUGCACUGGAAUAAGCAGUUUGUUGAUUGCUGGCCGUUUUAUAAAAAGAAAAAGUAUGCCUUGGCGAAAUUUCUCUGUGCAUUCAAGGCAGGAAACUGUCUAAUCACAUCCUUUACCAGUACACAGAGUAUGACUCAGCAGGCUAGACCUUCUGUUGAGGAAACAGAUCACUUGCUUCUGGUAUUUACUCUAAAAUGUAACAUAGAUUCUACAUGAUAGGAUGUGAGGUCAGAUAUUCUGAGUCACUCAAAUGAGUAUUGUCACCUCCAGGGCCCUAGAGGGGGAGAGGAUUUUGUUCCAUGAAGGUUAAAUAUGCUUAAAGCUAUUGAAAUUAUGGGGCAGUGGUGCAUAUUUGAUUCUGUAAUAUACACAUAAUAUACACUAGGAAGUUAGUGUCAUUGAAAUCAGUUCAACUUACUUCCAGGUAAACAUGAUGAAAAUCAUAUGUAGCACCCAUUUAUUUUAACUGACUUUACAUACAUAUGUGCUGAACAACGUCAAAAGAAGUGCUAGAACAAAAUUGGGGGAAACGAAAACCUUCCUAUGAAGAUACCGGAUAGCCAACUAUGGCAUUCUACUUGUGCAACUGACUGUCACUUGCACAAAUAGGAAUUGCUCUUGUUCCCUUCCCUCCCAAUUCCACCCACCCACAUUUCCCAAUAUCUGCUCUGCAUAGUUGAGAAACCCUGAUUGGGCGUAGUUUGCAGGGCCCCAGUGUGAAUGGUGGAAGUAAAAUCUAGCACACCUCCUGGUGUGGUGUUUCAUCUUGAUAUUUAAAUUAAGGAAAUUUAUUUCCUUUUUCUAGAAUUGCACAGUCCUUUAAAUUAAUUCUCUCAAUAAUUAUAUAUUAUGUUAUAGGCUUAAAAGAAAAUAUAGAAUAGAACUUUGCACCUAGAAGCUGUUUUUUGUUUCUUCUGACAGUUCUCAUCAGCAAAGACAGAAUAUAUUUGCUCUACAGCUUAUCUAAUGCAGUGGAAUGCUAUAUGUUCUGAAAGUGUGCCAACAGAAAAACCACAAGAGUUUAUUGUUGAACACCAGAGAGGGGAGAGAAAACAUGCUGCUUUGAAGGAUAAAGAAAAUCAAAGCUGAAGUUUUACUUUGAUUUUUAAAUAAGAACAAAUGUGAUACAGGACUAUUUCCGUAAUGUGUCUGUUAUAGAAAUAUUUACUAAGAUGACUUU
Molecule: messenger RNA, 61151 nt
Organism: Podarcis lilfordi (Lilford's wall lizard)
Lineage: Eukaryota; Metazoa; Chordata; Lepidosauria; Squamata; Lacertidae
Source: the annotation of a GenBank genome assembly